Messenger RNA from Podarcis lilfordi (Lilford's wall lizard), 54695 nucleotides. The record is from the annotation of a GenBank genome assembly. NCBI's taxonomy places the organism in Eukaryota, Metazoa, Chordata, Lepidosauria, Squamata, Lacertidae.
GAGGUUUGGGCGGGGGGGGGGAUGAGGAGAGGAGGCUCCGAGAGGUGGAGCGGGCGGGGAGGCCGGUCGGGUUUGUUGUCAUCCCAAGAUGGAGUUUCUGUUGGGCAACCCUUUCAGCACCCCGGUGGGGCAGAGCCUCGGUAAGAGAGGGGGCGGCCGAGGGGAGCGGGGCAGGGGGGCAGGCCUGAGGCGACGGGGGAGGGGGAGACGGGGGGGGGAGGGAGAAGCCGCAAAGGCCCCUGUCAGCGGGCCAGGGGGGAAUUUGGGCAGACGCAGCUUCUCCCUCCUGGCAUGGCAGGAUAACUGCACCUGAAGAUGCACCUGAACCGGCUUCACGGCCCUCCCCGUCCCGGCCCCCUCUUGACCCACGAAGGGAGCCCCAGGCCUGCUUGGCGUCAUUGGCCAACCGUGAACCAGGGAUGGAGCUGGGAGGUGAAAGUCUUUCCUCUCCAGCGUCCUUGUAUAUAUUUUAUUUUAAUUGCUGCCCUUGGUGAAUCAUUGCCUAUGCUCUCCUUCCCAGCCUGUCAGUCUGCUAAGUUUGUCCCUGAUGGCUCUCUCUCCCCCAUAAAUAUUAUUAUUAUUAUUUAUAUAGCCAUGUCAUAUGCCUCAACUUUAGCCUUUGUGGAGGGUAAUUGUAAUAUUGGUGAUUUUUAAAAUAAAAUUAAGCAGUCUCUUUUUUUGCUGCAGCAGCUCAAAAGUGACAUGCAAUAUUUUAAGCAAAAAAUAAUAAUACAUACAUUUUAAUGCAUACUAGGAGCCUUGUAAGUCACUCUGUGAUGACAGCGUGUCCUAAAAGGUGCCUUAAGGACCAUUGAAUGAGCAGAUCAAACUAUCUGUCAUCCCUGCUUCUUUUCCUCCUGGUAAAGCAGGAGGCCCCGUUUUGACCUUUUGACUGUGGUUUUGAGAUGAAUAGAUUGAUAUCGUUAGAACUACAAUAUAUGGGUUGCUGUGUGGGUUCUAAUGAAUAUAGGCCAGGCCAUACUGUAUCCUCUAGCUGUCCCUGUUUUCUGGCCUGUGUACCAUCACUGUGCUUAUUUUCUCCCUGUGUUUGCAUUUUGAGGAUGCCUUGCCAAAAUGUUAUUAGCCUGAGGUUGUUAGUUUUGUUUGAAAUAUUUAUAUGCCAUCUUUUAGGCCAAGUAUCCUUUCAACGCAGCUUCUGUACGGUAUUUAAAUAAUAAAUAACAGCAGUAUGCCUCUUAGGAAAUCAUCAUGCGAUCCCAAAAAAUGAAACUGUAAAACUACCCGCCACAGCAGACCUAAUCAUAUCAACAGAGUACUAUUGAAAACUAAGACUUAAACAUCUUGUAGCUAGUUAAAACCCUAGUUGUCUGGAGUUGUCACUAAUUAUGUUUUAUUUGUUAUUUACAUGGUUCUCUCCUUCCACAUCUUAUUCUCACAACAAUCCUGUGAGGUAGGUUAAGCUGAGAGAGAGUGACUGACUGACUCAAGGUCACCCAGUGAGCUUCAUGGCUCAUUGGGGAUUUGAGCCCUGAUUUCCUGGUUCAACACUAACUAUGCUGCCACACUGACUCUCUAUUAUUCAUGAUCCAGCCCUCUUCCCUGGUCUAUUAAAGUUGAUGGGAAGAUGCAUCUUGUCCUCAUGAACAUAAAUUUAUGUGUGUGUACAGUAAAGUGUGCCUUACUGUGCACAACCUGUCAUUGCAUACCUUGAAACCGCUGACAUUUGUUUGAACUGUUGAUAACAGGUUACAGGAGGACCUUUGUUUUUCUAGUAUAUCUGCUUUUCUAGUAUAUCUGCAACUUACAGAGCAAACACACCCGAUCCUUAAAGAGAAAACACACCCAAUUCAGGCAGCAAAUGUUUGGGGUUGGAAGAGUGGCAGUGAGGUUGGGAGGUUAGAGCUGUGUGUACAAGGAAUCCUGCCCUGUAUACAGUAGUACCUUGGGUUACAGAUGCUUCAGGUUACAGAUGCUUCAGGUUACAGAUGCUUCAGGUUACAGACUCCGCUAACCUAGAAAUAGUACCUUGGGUUAAGAACUUUGCUUCAGGAUGAGAACAGAAAUUGCGCAGCAGCAGUGCAGAGGCAGCGGGAGGCCCCAUUAGCUAAAGUGGUACCUCAGGUUAAGAACAGUUUCAGGUUAAGAACAGACCUCCAGAACGAAUUAAGUUCUUAACCCGAGGUACCACUGUAUAUAUUUUUGUAUUUUUAUUAGCCGUUUACAUGACCAAACAUACAGCAAACUUUAAGAAGCUAUUCUGUAAAACCCAAUUAGGAUCUCAGUUAAAGGUUGCAUUAAACACAAAGUUCUUCAUUGCUUGCAUAAAUGGUUAUACACAUGGGGCAAGGCACAAGUCAAUGGGAGUUCCAUAGGGUUUGUUUUUUUAACUACUCCUUUAAAGCAAGCCUACUGCUCUCCAUUUUGCUAAAAGGCACUGUUCUGUCACCAGCAUUAAAGUAAGAUUCAAUUGCCAGUCCGAGUGGUUUCUGUAUGCAGAACUAGGACAGGGGAACCACCUCAUCCUUUGCCUCAGGCAGUUAAAAACCUUAAGCUGGGAUGUUAUGUUCAAGGCCCUAUUUUUAGCUGUGAAUUGUUGGAAGAUAUUGGGGAGCAAAAGAGGAACUGAGGAAGCCUAGGAUGCUCUGAGGUGGGGUGAGUCAAAGAAUGAAACUGGGAGGAAAGGUGGGGUGGAGUCAGAUAGGUCAACCUGACAUGGAGGAAUCUCAGGUGCGUGUGUGUGUGUAGUUUUUAUCACCUAAUCAAAUAAGAUCUCUUAGGAAGUACACCAAAAAGGAUGUCUAAAAUGAUCAGAGAAGUUAAGAAUGACUUCCUGACUGAGACACACUUGAGGAGAGGCUGAGGUUUUCUUGGCUUUGAAAAGCAAUGACUAAGUGAAAGUAUAGAACUAUGAUUGCAAUAAAGAAGCCUUGUUUCAAAACACAAGAACCUGACUGGUGACAUUGAUUUGCAAUAUGUGGUUGAUUUUUUUUUUUAAAAGGGAAGCAUUGUUUUCAUAAUGCAGACUUUUACCUUACAGAACUGGUUACCAUAGGAUGGGUAGUGGUGGUUUGAAGUUGACAAUUUAAAGAUGACUUUAAAGAACCAAAGACUUUAGCAAAUGGUGGAUAAUAUUGCCUGCCAGUGGCUUUUACCCGUCGUAGAACCUCCAUGUUCAGAUUGAUCCCUCAUCAUCCUUGAACCAUCCUAUUGGACUGGGGGUGUGAGAGAGGACUGUUUGACUCUCAUAACCAAGGGGGGGAAAUGAGGUGGAGGAAGUUGGGAGACAAGAGCAGGUCUGAGGAAUAUACAAACAGAGGAAGCCACCUUACAGCAAGUCAGACCACCAGCCUAUUUAGCUCAGCGACUACUGUGCCUUUCCAGGGUUUCAUCAGAGACAUUCUUAGCCCUUCCUGGAGAUACCAGUGACUGAAUCUGAGAUAUUCUGUGUUCAAAGCAGAUGAUAUGGCUCAAGGAAAGUGAACACGAUUGGGCUUCACCAACAGCAUCCAGGUGGGCCCAGAGAUGAGGCCUGAGAGUCUUGUGGCAACUGCUCCCCUCCGUACCAUGAGAAUAAGAUACUGGCCACUUUUGUGUUCUGGUUGUAAUGGCAAUGCUUAGCCUAAAGCAUUAUUGUGCAAUAAUGUGAUUCUUGGGGCCCUGUUCCUGCGCUGUGCCUCUUCUCUGACUGCUAGGUUUUGUUGUGGGGAGCUGAUUGUCCAUGGGGCAAUGUAGCCCCCUCAGUUGCUUGGGAAACAAAUAGCAGAUACUAUCCCAUACGUGACAGCCUAAUAAAGGAACAGUCAUUUUGUCAUAGGGGUCCAAAUAGUCUUAGACUCGCCUCUGGUAAACUGCUACACUUUGUUUUGCGGGAAAUUGCUGUCCAGCGGGGGCAAGGACUUAAGUGAGCAUGCUGUUCAGUGUCAGGAAUUUCAGUUUCCAUCCUGGCUCUGGUGCUGACCUUUCCUGUGACCUUGAAGAAGGAGCUCUGAGCAUCCAUCUAUUUAAACUGAGACGUUCCCAUGGCUUUGAGGAGUUUUUGUUACAGUACAAGUACUGUUAAAAGUCGUGGGGUGUUCUGUGCUCAGUUGAAAGUCCCAAGGCCAGCUUGGAGAAAACUGAAAAUCUCAGCUCAGUGCUAAGCCUAGAUAAAAGUUGAGAAGUAGUUCUCUAGGCAGCUUUUCUUCUUCUUCUUCUUCAAACUUUCUGUCUUCAGGAAACACUUUCCACAUCUAUUAUCUUCCAAGGACUCCCUGGGCAUGUUCUUGGGUACAUUCUCUUUUCAGUGGGCAGACUUGAUGGUUCUCUCCGUUAACCUAUGGGAGCACACCCAACAGUUUCUUGCAGCUGCUUGCUGUCGAUAAUGCAAUAGAGUAGAAUUUUGCAAUUGUGGUUGUGUAAGUCAUCUUCCAGAGAACCUUGUGUGCCCUUAAUGUUUUUGCCCUUGAGAUUUCAAGGAACCCCAGAGUUCCUGGGAACUUAGAUUGAAAACCACUGCUAUGUGGUGGUGGUUGAUAAUUCCUAUUUCAUUAGUAAGCAGCAAUUCCAACCAAAUCACCAGGCUGUGUUUUUUAAAUGCUUCAUAUGGUAUUCAACUCAUUUUUACUCAGAGUAGUCCUGCUGACAUUAACAGACCUAACUGCUCUUUAAUUUUGAUAGCUCUCCUCUGAGUAAAAAUGAGUUGAAUGCCACUCUUAUUUCUGUUUCAGUUUUGCACAUAUUCAUCAAACAAAAGCAGUAAGAAAAACAGAGCAUACAUUCUGUUUUGUAUCCUAAGAAUAAAUUGUUCAUCAGUCCAAUAGCAUGACAUAAAUAAAGGAUUGUCCGAUUUGUUAUAUCUUUUCCAAGAUAUGUUGGUAAAAGAUUGUUCAGCCCAAAAUAUUUUUCCAAGGAAGUGUGUGUAUGGUGGGUGGACUCCAGACAUGCCUUUUCUUUGUAGGAGAUGAAGCAAAAUCAUUGUUUUGUAUUGUUCAGAUAAUAAACUUGUGCCCGUAAAUGUUUUUGUUGUUGUUGUUGUUGAAUAAAAUGUUCAGUUCUUCUUGAUGGUCCAGUUACUUGUUGCUUUUAUUAUAGACCUAAAUACAAAGUGUUGUGCUCAUUCAUUCAUCCAUCCACCCAUUCAAUAUUUCCAAGUUUAUCUUUAUUUCUGCAUUGGUUGUAUAUUAAUUCAAUGAAGCCAUUGUCCUUGUUUAUCAAAUUGUUAAAAUUUGUCCCAGUGGUGGAAAUACAGGUGGUUCAAGGAAGGGGGUAGUGGGAGACAUCAUUGCUAGGUUCUGUUCCUCCAGCUUACCCCCAGCACGAAAGACCAAGGAACACAUGGUUCUGUAUUUUUUAACAAUACCCAAGUACCAAAGAGCAGUUUCGUUGACCCGUUCUGUUGCCAAGUGCAUCCAAUGAAGAUGAAUUUGAACCUGUUCAGGCUCAACCCUCGAAUCGCUAUGUCUUGCAAUUUGGGUGGGGCAAAAUGCUUGAUCCUACUGUUGCUAAGACUUUAAAUGUUUUAUAUAUUAACUAUACUCCACCUUUUUUUGCUCCCCAUUUGCUGCAAGCAGCCAGUGGGUGCCCCUUAUAUUUAUUAUGAGACAUUUUGAUAGUGGGGUUUCGAGUGAGUUGUACAUAAUAAAUUGGAUGUUUGUUUCCAGUGGCAAAGAUGCUAAUGGCCUCAAAGAGAAGGGAUUGUAUGUUAAAAAAUUCGGCCUAAUUCUGGGGCUGCGUGAUGACAGUUAAGCAGGCGGCUCCUUAGAAGAAGCAAAGUUGCCGCCUGUUUUAUAAUUGCCAAUGGUGUUUUUCUGGAGCAAAACCUCAGCUGAAGUCUGUCUGGCUUCACAGUGCUUUGCUUGUCUGAUGUUUCCAUGGUUCUUCCUGCCUGAGUGUGUGAGGCACAAUUAUUUGGCUGUUGCAUUCAUUGGUGGCUCUUUUGAUGCUGCGAAACACAGAGAAUAGUUUCAUUUGAGCAUAUUUCCUUGGUCUCAGCUUUGGUCUCUGCAGUCAAACUCCUGUGGCCUCCCAUAAUUUGAAAAAUAUAUAUUCAGGGCUGCAAAUGCAUCAGCAUUGUAGUUUCUCUGCCAGGAAAUAGCACUGGUUCACAGGAAAAUUUAAUUGGAUGUAACAACGACUUUAGUUAAAAGUGAGGCCUGCAAAACCCUUUUAGAGAAGUGUUUAGGAAGAGCUGAGACAUAUGACACUCAUUUAUUUUUGUUUCUGAAAUGCCUUCCCACUCACAGGUUUUUGCAGUGUCUAGCAGAAAGCAAUAAAAAAUUCUAUGAGGAUCAGUUAACAAUUAAAAUACUUAAUAGAAAAUCACUUAACACAACAGCCUCUGGCAAGUUCACAUCAGUGAUGACAAAAUUCUGCUCUUGCAAGAUUUUUGAACAAAAAAGAUCUGAUAAAAUUCCUGAAAAAGAGGGAGUUGGCCAGCUGGGCCUCAUUUGUGUGGGGUCACAAUGAUGAUACCACCACUGAGAAAUCCCUCUCCUUGGUAACUGUUUGCUGGGAUUUAGUUGGUAAGAGCAGUCAUAAGUCGUCCUCAGCAGCUCUUAAAAUAUGUGGGGUUACGUUAAGGCAAAGAUUCUUCUUCAGCUGUUCUGGAAAUAAAGGAAGGUUGUGGAACCUGCCCUUCCAGAUGUAAAGGGACUCCAAAUCCCAUCAGCUCUAGCCAGGAUGGCCGCUGGUCAGGGAUAUUACAUCAGAAGUAGAACAGGUGGAUGGAUGUACCUUGCCCAAAAUAGCCUGAUGGGCCCGAUGGUGGUGUGAAUUAGGCCUAUGGGCCAGAGGUUCCUAACCCCAUGUUACAUUAAUAUCCUGUCACUCCCAAUAGUAGAGCUACCACAGUGAAAUAAUCAUUGGAGAGCUUUUUAUAUUUCCGAUCGGGAAGCUGGAAUUUUCAUUGUUGCUGUAUGAUUUACAGAACUAGGGUUGCCUAAUCUUCUACACGGAGAUUAGCUUGCAUUUCUGCAGUGAAUAAGGCAAUGUUUUUCUGUUGUAAAGCACUUAAGUGACAUUACGUUUGGGACACGAUUUAUGCUCAAAACUUGGCUUCCUAAUAUUCUUGUUGGCUGCUAUUAUAAGCGUACCCAAAAUGUUCCCUGAUCUUAAAGUGCUUUAAGUUGUUUAAGCUUUUUUCAGAUCAGCUUUCAGUUCGUGAUAAUGGAUUAUGCUACAGAGGAAAUCCUCGUGAAGUGCAAAUUAAAUCUUUGUCAAAUAAUGGAUUGGGUGGCUUUGGGGUGCAUACAUUUGAAAGGAAGCUGGCUGCUCAGUAUUGUGUAUGUUGUAUCUCCAGUUAAUACGAUGUGUUUAAAGCUGGAAUUAAUUUGUAAAACUGAUUGUGUUCUUUGGAUUUUUCAGGCCACAUAGUUGAGUAAGGUGGAUGUUUUAGUUGUGGUGUGUGUGUAUGUGUAAUACCUACCCAUCCUCUUAAAAUUUGAGGACUGUCAACAGAUUCCAGCCAAGCAGCUGCCAUAUUUGAAUUAGUUUAUUUCUAUCAAAGUAAGUCAUAAUGCAGAAAUCAUGGAGAAGGCACACGGCUCAAUGGAAGAGACCUGUUAUGUGUGCAGAAUGGCCUGCAUCAGAUCCAUGGCACCUUCUGCUCAAAGGGCUAGAUGAGCAGCCCUGCUGGAUCAGGCCAAAGGCCUGCCAUUGUUCAGGAUUCUGCCAUUGCCAACAGGAUGUCUAGGUGAAGAUCACACCGGGAGAUCCGGGUGCAACAACACCUGUGAUUCCCAGCUACAGCCAUACCGAGGCAUUCUGCCUUAGACAGUGGAGGUAGCCAUUCAUAACCUUACCCUCCACAAGGUACCAAGUGAUGGGAAAAGCCAGUGUGGUGUAGUGGUUAAGAGCAGUAGAUUCGUAAUCUGGGGAACUGGGUUCGCGUCUCCGCUCCUCCACAUGCAGCUGCUGGGCUAGUCACACUUCUCUGAAGUCUCUCAGCCCCACUCACCUCACAGAGUGUUUGUUGUGGGGGAGGAAGGGAAAGGAGAAUGUUAGCUGCUUUGAGACUCCUUAGGGUAGUGAUAAAGCGGGAUAUCAAAUCCAAAAUCUUCAUCUUCUCUUCUUCUUCUGUCUGUGCCAGACAGUCUGCUGCCAGUCAGAAUAAACAAUACUAGGCUAGUUGGACUCAUGCUCUGACUCCCUGUUUUCAAAUUAUUUUUCGCUGGGCAAAUCAGUGUCUCUAUUUUACUGGGAUUUUUCUUCAGGGGAGGUCUUUGAAGACAUGGUUUUUAAAAAGUCAGAAAUGCCCAAAGAUGACUGAGCAUACUUAGUGGCUACAGGCAACUGGAAGAAAAAGGAAAGUGUGUGUGUAUAAUGGAGUAUCCUUUAAGAAGUUAUGGUAGAUAUUCCCAGGGAUAUUCCCAGGGGAACUGAAAGAGGCAGUGGUGCGCCCGCUCUUAAAGAAAACAUCAUUAGAUCCCUUAGAUCUAUCCAAUUACCGCCCGGUUUCGAAUCUUCCAUUCCUGGGUAAGGUGAUUGAGAGAGCGGUUGCUGAACAGCUUGGUAGGUUUCUGGAUGAAACAUCGGCUCUCGAUCCAUUUCAGUCCGGCUUCCGCGCUGGUCAUGGGACCGAGACGGCUCUGGUCGCCCUAACAGAUGAUCUCCGCAGGCAGCUGGAUCGAGGCGGGUCGGGGCUGCUGAUUCUUCUAGACCUGUCAGCAGCCUUCGACAUGGUCGAUCACGAACUCCUGGACCACCGCCUUGCCGACGUGGGGAUCCAGGGCACAGUCCUUCAAUGGCUGCGCUCGUUUCUCUCUGGUCGGGGACAGAGGGUGGCGCUUGGGGGGAAUUGUCAUCGCGCCACUCCUUGGUGUGUGGAGUGCCUCAGGGUGCGAUUCUCUCCCUGAUGCUUUUUAACAUCUUUAUGCGCCCCCUUGCCCAGCUUGUCCGGAGUUUUGGGCUGGGUUGCCAUCAGUAUGCCGAUGACACCCAACUCUAUCUGUUGAUGGAUGGCCAUCCUGACUCGGCCCCAGACACACUGACCAGAUGUCUGGAAGCUGUGGCUGGAUGGUUACGUGGGAGCCGGUUGAAGUUAAAUCCUUCGAAGACAGAGGUCCUCUGGCUGGGACGGGGUGAUAUGGGAUUGAGAGGGCAACUCCCAUCUCUUGCGGGGUGCAAUUAGUGCCAGCAUCGUCCGUUAAGAGUUUGGGUGUAAUCUUCGAUACCUCCCUCUCUAUGGAGGCGCAGAUUACAGCUAUAACAAAGGCGCAUUUUUUCAUCUCCGCCAAGCUAAGCAGUUGGCUCCUUAUCUCUCUCGCCCUGGCCUAGCCACUGUGAUCCAUGCGACGGUCACCUCCAGACUGGAUUAUUGUAACUCGCUCUACGUGGGGCUGCCCUUGAGACUGACCCAGAAACUCCAGCGGGUGCAGAAUGCUGCGGCGAGACUCCUUACGGGGUCUUCGCUGCGAGAUCACAUUCAUCCGGUACUAUACCAGCUGCACUGGCUCCCGGUGGAGUACAGGAUCAGGUUUAAGGUGCUGGUUUUAACCUUUAAAGCCCUAUACGGCCUAGGACCCUCGUACCUACGGGACCGCCUCUCCUGGUAUGUCCCACAGAAGAACUUACGGUCUGCAAAUAAAAACAUCCUGAAGAUCCCAGGCCACAGAGAGGUUAGGCUGGCCUCAACUAGAGCCAGGGCUUUCUCGGCCGCGGCUCCAAUCUGGUGGAACGCUCUGUCACAAGAGACUAGGGCCUUGCGGGACCUGACAUCUUUCUGCAGGGCCUGUAAGACAGGGCUGUUGCACCAGGCCUUUGGUCAGGGCGCAGCCUGACCCCCUCCUCUGGCAAUCUGCACAGAAUUUUGCUUAAUGGUUGCCAUCAAUUUGAUUUUAAUUAAUUUUUAUAAUGAAAGGUUUUUAGAAUGUUGGAUUAUUUUGAUUGUUGUUAGCCGCCCUGAGCCCAGCUUCGGCUGGGGAGGGCGGGGUAUAAAUAAAAUUUAUUAUUAUUAUUAUUACCGUAUUUUUCGCACCAUAGGGCGCACCGGACCAUAGGGCGCACCCAGUUUUUAGGGGGGGGAAAUCAAGGAAAAAAAUAUUUCCCCCCCCAGCCCCAAAGAGGCUGCACACAACCUCUCCCUGCCAGAGGGGUUGUGCGCAGCUAUGGAAGAAGGCAAGGCAGCAAGCGGGAUGGAUCCCGCCGCUGUUUUGCCUUCCCUUUGCCCCGUGCAGCCUCUCCUUGCCGGGAGAGGCUGCGUGGGGCUAGAAGCCAUAGCCCCGUGCAGCCUCUCCUUGCGGAGGGGUUGCGCGCAGCUAUGGAAGAAGGCAAGGCAGCAAGCGGGAUGGAUCCCGCUCGCUGUCUUGCCUUCCUUUAGUCCCGUGCAGCCCUCCUUGCCGGGAGAGGCUGCGUGGGGCUAGAGAGCCAUAGCCCCGUGCAGCCUCUCCUUGCGGAGGGGUUGCGCGCAGCUAUGGAAGAGGCAAGGCAGCGAGCGGGAUCCAUCCCGCCGCUGCUUUGGCUUCCCCCUUAGCCCCGUGCAGCCUCUCCUUGCCGGGAGACGCUGCGCAGGGCUAAAGAAGCCAUAGCCCCGUGCAGCCUCUCCCUGCCGGAGGGGUUGCGCGCGGCUAUGGCACAAGCCUGCAUUCACUCUAUAGGACGCACACACAUUUCCUCUCAAUUUUUGGAGAGGAAAAACUGCGUCCAAUAGAGCGAAAAAUACGGUAUUAUUAUUAUUAUUAGACUGGCUGGAACCCUGAGCAGGAGCACCGUACCUGGCAACAUUUUGUUGCACUUAACAUUUGUAGCUUACCAUAUCAAAGCUGACUUUUAGAUACCCUAUUUGUUGAGCUACACCCUGCUUUGUUUGUACCUAGUUUGCUGGCAGGUUUGACGACAUUGGUUAUUAUUAUUAUUUUUAGCCUUAAUUCCUGUUUGAUUGCAGAGAGGUUAUACGACACAGCAUCAAUUGACUGUUAUCCAGUGCAUUUUCCCAUCACUUCCCUUAUUGCAAAAUGUUCCAGUUUGGGGAAGGAAGUAGACUUGUUGCACAAGGGCAGUACAUCAACGUUAAUUGUGCAACCUGAAUCUGCUGGUAUGUGAUCAACUGUCACCUGAAAAUGCUGACAUUCUCGAAGCACACUAGGCAUGCAAGAUUGUAAUAAUCGUGUACCUUUUUGCCCCUCCUCGAUUUCCAUGUCCUGCCUUUGUUGACACGCUUGUCCUAGUUUCUGGAUUGUAAAUUCUGUGGAGCAGAGAACUGUUCCCUCAUUCUUUGUAAAACAAGAUGUACAUGAGUGGUGCUCUAGAAAAGAAAUAAACUGUGGCACACCAUUGGCCUGACAGCACUUAAGAGGAGAAGUAGAACUUCCUUCUUCUGGUUACCUGGAGGUAGUUCUUACAUGACCGUGGGCAUGUGGCCAUUGACCAGCCUGGUGAAAAUCUUAUUCUGAAGCUUGGCUUUUAAUCUGGAAAAGAGUGAACAAAUAUUUUGCUUGCUCUGUUUUGUUUUAAAUAGAAAAGGCUACAGAUGGCUCCCUCCAGAGUGAAGACUGGACACUUAACAUGGAGAUAUGUGACAUCAUCAAUGAGACAGAAGAAGGGUAUGUGUGUCUUUGUCUGUCUGUGACUAUGGAUAGCACAGGGCAAAAAGCAGAAUUGCUUGCUGAGUGCUGGUGUGAGUGGUGUUGUUGUUGUUUUUAAUCAGCUGGGUGUUACUGCGCUGGCAUUCCUUUUCACCAGAAGGUGUUUACAUGCAGUGUUAUAGUUCAUUUGUAGAAUGCCUUAUUUGUAAGGUUUGAUUUCCAUAAAUUCCAGGAGGGCAGAGCGCUCUUCUGCUUAUGUUCUGCUUGCGGGUUUCCCACAGGCACCUGUUUUACCACUGCAAGAACAGGAUGCUGGACGAGGUGGGCCAUUGGCCUGAUCCAGCAGGCUCUUCUUAUGUUACCAUUGUCUCUUCUUUCCCUUCCCCACAUGAGGGGACAAUAUGUUCACCUGAGCACUCCAGGGAGAUUAUAAAGACUGCAUGUUAAGGAAAAGCCAAGCAGUUAUUGACAAAGCAUAGCUCAGCUUCUGCUGCUUGUUACAGAUGGUUCUGAGUUUCCCCUUCUGAGCACAUUGAUGGUGUCAGGGUCAGCAGAACAAUGGCUUUCUUCUCAUAACAUUGUUUGCAUCUUAAUAAUAAUAAUAAAAUAAAUUUUUAUUUAUACCCCGCCCUCCCUGGCCAAGACCGGGCUCAGGGCGGCUAACAUCAAAUAUAAAUACAGUAAAAACAUUAAAAACAAAACAAACAACAAAACAAACAGGUGAUUAAAAUAUAAGUUAGAAUACAGUUUAAAAUGCAGCUUAAAAUGAAGCCUCGUUUUAGUGGUAGCCUAUAGAUCAAAGCCAUAAGGAGAGAAAACGUCAAAUAUUCACUGGGGCCAACUAUCCGUGCUGGUCCUACAUGGGCCAGCAAAAAGAGCCAAGGGAAAAUUGAUAUACAAAAUCCCAUAUAAGGGGUUCCAUUAAAAAAAAAAAUGAGAGGGAGGGGUUUUAGACUAAGUCCAGCCCAAAGGCCAAGUGGAACAGCUCCGUCUUGCAGGCCCUGCAGAAAGAUGUCAAAUCCCGCGGGGCCCUAGUCUCUUGUGAAAGAGUGUUCCACCAGGCCAGGGCCAGAGCUGAAAAGGCCCUGGCCCUGGUUGAGGCCAAUCUAACCUCCUUGGGGCUUGGGACUUCCAAAGUGUUGUUAUUUAUGGACCUUAAGGUCCUCCACGGGGCAUACCAGGAGAGGUGGUCCCGUAGGUACAAGGGUCCUAGGCCGCAGUACUAGUCUGGUUGCUUCUGCCUGGCCCAAAACAAACUCACUUGUUUUUCGUUGCAUUUGAAGAGGUUCAAAAGCUGUGGGAAAGGUACAGUCCUAGUUUUUUUGAGAACAUUACUGUAGCUAAGCACACUGACCUGCAGCCUAGGAGUCUCCCUGCCCCUCUCCCACAUGUCUGGAAGGAGGAAUUCAGAAACUUUACCUCUCACUCAACAACAGUUUGACUUGCUGACCAGAGCAACUAACUUUGGUUGUUUCAGACAAGCCAACUCCAAACCAUGGUUUACAAAGCUGACUUUUUGAAACUAACCAUAGUUAAUGUGAACCAAAGUUCCCAGUUUAGAUUACUUGUUAAGCUGUAGUUAAUGAGGAGCAGAAGCCUCCAAGCUUCUUGUCCUGUGCAGCUGAGAAGCCAAAGAAGGGAGUGUUAAGCACAAGGGCUGAAGGAUUGCUGCAGCCAAUUUUUGCGUGUGCAUAUUGCACUCAGGCAUGGUCUCGGGUGAUGUGCAAGUACAGUUUCUGUCUCCAAACCCUAAGGGUUCAAAUAAUGUGCACUUGAGCUAACAUUAGAACUGCAGUAUUGCCUUUACUGUGAGAAGUGCAGUUACUUGUAACUGUCCCUUAUCUGUGGUUCUGUGUUUUCCCCGUCAGCCCAAAGGAUGCCAUCCGAGCGCUUAAGAAGAGGUUGAAUGGAAACAAAAACUACAGGGAAGUAAUGCUAGCUCUAACGGUGAGUAGCGUGUGCAAGUGGAUGUGAUUCAGGGGUCAGCAUUUGGGAGACCUCCAAAACAAAUCUGCUCUCCCCCUCUUCCUCUUACCAACUUGGAACAAGAAAAGGUGUGCAGAAAGUGGCAGUCUUCUUAGAUAGGCAUGUGAUUUAUAACAAUCUCAACUGCAGCAUCGGAAAGCAUGAAAUACUAACAGGCAUCUGUAGCCACAUUGGAGGAGGAAGAUUUAAGGCCAGUGGUCCACAAAUGAUGAUUAUUAUUCUACUUUUUAUUAGGCUCCUGCAGCCGUAGCAGCCAACUCCUAGGGGCCGUUGGGGGCUUUGACCCCCCACAAUAAAAUAUCUGUGGGGGUUGAGCCCCCACAAAGUUGGUGGGCAUUCCCAUUCAAAUGGUGUGUGUGCACUGUGUCAUGUGAUAGAUUAUGUGGGCCAGGGCUUAACCUGCGUCCCCACAAUAUUUUAUUGGAGUUGCCUCCCUGACUGGAGCAUUUCAUCGAUAUGAGAUCCACUUGUAUAUUAGAGUUUUCAUUAGGAUAACCAAAUUUUACUCAUCAGUGCAGAUAGGGAAUUUUGUGCACCAGUUCCAGAACUAAAAGUGAAAAGGUAAAGGACCCCUGGACAGUUAAGUCCAGUCAAAGGCGAUUAUGGGGUUGUGGCAUUUGUCUGCUGGCAGCUUUCUGGGUCAUGUGGCCAGCAUGACUACACCGCUUCUGGCGCAACGGAACACCGUGACAGAAGCUAGAGCGCAUGGAAAUGCCAUUUACCUUCCCGCUGCAGCGGUACCUAUUUAUCUACUUGCUCUGGUGUGCUUUCAAACUGCUAGGUUGGCAGGAGAUGGGACAGAGCAACAAGAGCUCACCACCAUCACACAGAUUUGAACCACCGACCUUCCAAUCGGCAAGCCCAAGAGGUCUAAACCACAGUUCCAGAAGUAUAAGAAGUAAAGCCCUGCCAUGUGGCAUAAAAGUGCUCUGGUGCCUCUGAUCCACUAGAGACAUUCAAAUUAAGAAUAAUCUUUUCUGUGAUUGCCAGGGCUCAUGUAUUUUUGUUCCACAAUUUUUGACUGGCCUUUGGUGGACAGCCAAAACAGGCUGAGCACCAGGAUUCUGUGGGUACCAGAAUUCUGUGUCUCCAAAGCACAAAGUGACAUCAGGAGCAAUUCCCCAUUCACCCGGGGGGGUGGGACUAUCUACACAUGGAAGUGGGGUGGGCAGUUGUUGCUGCAGUGCUCCAAGCAUUUCAGAAGUGCAGUGGGUGCACUUGGAGAAAAGCGGUAAGGAUUUUUCCCUUCACAGCACUGAGCUUUGGAGGUAAUCAGAAGCCUUGUGUGAUUGUGGGGCAGUUCCCCACCUCCCCUCUCCAGGACUGAGCUUGUUCUUCUGCAUUUACUGCACAGAGCUCCUAUGAGAGCCAGUUUGGUGUAGUGGUUAAGAGCGGUGGACUCGUAAUCUGGUGAACCGGAUUCACGUCUCUGCUCCUCCACAUGCAGCUGCUGGGUGACCUUGGGCUAGUCACACUUCUUUGAAGUCUCUCAGCCCCACUCACCUCAAAGAGUGUUUGUUGUGGGGGAGGAAGGGAAAGGAGAAUGUUAGCCGCUUUGAGACUCCUUCGGGUAGUGAUAAAGUGGGAUAUCAAAUCCAAACUCCUUCCCCUUUUCUUCAUCUUCUUCUUCUUCUUUGAAACAUAGUGCCCAAAGAAACCAUAGUUUUUAUCCCAGUUAGGGAUGUCCCCCACCCCGAGCUGGGAGGAAGGCUAGGGGCUCACCAUGCUCCCUAGAAAAUGGCAGAACACUGGCCAUGGUGAGUGAAAUGAUUAAUCCCCUGGACUAGCACCAUGGGCUACUCCUUUCUCAAAGUGUCCCCACGCUCCUGGACAUUAGCUACUGUCCAUGGCAAUGAAUUUCUUCCUUGCAUGCGUUCACCAGCUUUCUUUGCUCCACCAGUAAUGAUGUUUUUUCCCUACACACAGGUACUGGAAACAUGUGUGAAGAACUGUGGCCAUCGCUUUCAUGUCCUAGUAGCAAACCGUGACUUCAUAGAUGGUGUCCUGGUGAAAAUCAUCUCUCCCAAGAACAACCCACCCACCAUUGUCCAGGAUAAAGUACUUGCACUAAUUCAGGUCUGUCACUGAGCUUUUGUUUCUGCCAUCUGAGUGAUAAGCAAUAUUAGUCAAAAGUAGGCUCUCUCUCUCUAUAUAUAUAUAUAUUAGUUUUUAUUAUUAUUGAAAAAAUACAAACAAUAAAUAAUAGUUUAUUGGUCACCAGAUACAAAGCAAAAUACAAAUGUGUAUAAGGAAGAAAAUAAUACCAACAUGUUAAGUUAAAUAGCCAAGUCAAAAAGAUGUGUGAGUUACAGGGGUCUAGGUUCUUCCAGAUGACAGUUAAUAAAAUAAACAAACAUAAAUCAAUCAAUCAAUCAGCAUUUAAAGUAUCUUUUAAAAUUUCCUCCUUGCAUCACUCUAUUGUGUAUCUACGUUUAUCAGCCAAAGCCAAGUACCAUACUCUUAACUUACCGUAUUUUUCGCCCUAUAGGAUGCACUUUCCCCCCUCCAGAAAUGAAGGGGAAAUGUGUGUGCGUCCUAUGGGGCGAAUGCAGGCUUUCGCUGAAGCCUGGAGAGCGAGGGGGGUCGGUGAGCACCGACCCCUCUCGCUCUCCAGGCUUCACGAAGCUAUCCGCUAGCCGUGGGAGACACAGCUAUCCCACGGCUAGCAGAGAGCUUGCCUGCACCCAGAAGCUUGGGGCGCACUGAGCUCAGCACGCCCCAAGCUUUGGGCUUCGCACAGCUCUCCGCUAGCCGUGGGAGAGCUGCACGACUUCGCACAGCUCUCCCACGGCUUGUGGAUAGCAGCCUGUUCUGGGGGCUGGAGUCGGGGGAAGCUUGGGCUUCCCCUACCCCAGCCCUGCACCUGGGGGGGGAAAAAUAUUUUCCCCCCCUUUAUUCCCCCCCCCAAAAAAAAACCUAGGUGCGUCCUAUGGGCUCGUGCGUCCUAUGGGGCGAAAAAUACGGUGCCUUUUGUGGGUAGUCCAUCUGCCUGCAUCCUUCCAAUGUACCCCUGGCUCCACAAGGAGGGGGUUUAUCAGAUUCUUACAAGGGAGAUCCCUGUUUCACCCUCUAAAUAAAGAGAGCAAAGCUAAUCCCGGUUCUGUUUCAAUAUCUCUGUGAAGGAGAUCAGUAAGCCUUGCAAAAAUGUCCUGCCAACAUUUCUGAGCUUUUUGACACUCCUUCCAGAGAUGGAUCAGCAUACCAAGAAUUUGACAUCCUCUCCAACAAAGGGAUGAUAAUUAAUAUAAUGAAGUCUUGCAGGUGUCCAAAUGCCAUUGAUGCACAAAUUUCAACACGGCUUCCUUAAUUUCAGCAGAUUUGUUCUUAAAAAGGGGGUGCACGCCACGAAGCCACCCCUUCCUUCCUGUCAGAAAUAAUCCCCUGAAUAUCAGCUUCCCACAAUUUAUUUAUUUACUUGCUACAUUUAUAUAGCACUUUUAUCUUCCAAGGAGCUCAAGGCGAUGUGCGUGGUUCUGUUCCCUGUUUCAUCCUCACAGCAACCCUGUGAAGUAGAUUAGGCUGGAAGUGAGUGACUGGCCCAAGGCCACCCAGGGAGCUUCAUGACGGAGUGGGGAUUCAAGCCCUUUUCUCCCAGGUCAUAGUCUGACACUCUAACCUUUAAGAUGCCUGGUUGUUCCUUUGUGGCCACUUCUUUACCUGCCCCAGAAUUAAUGUCAUGUAUGAAAUCAUAUGGGGGUGAGCUGGCACAAAUCCAGCCUCCUGUUGGGCCUAAUUUGCCCCCCCCAAGUCAGAAUUUCCUCACUCCCCACCCCACUCUCUAGUCCUGUCGCCCACAGCCUGACUAUAUUAGGUGAAAGCCAGUAGGUCAGAGGACUACUCUGUGUUUCUAUUGAUCAUGGGGUCUACAGGCUGCUGAAAGUCCUCAUUUCUGUGAAGGAUAACUUACGGAGCAGCUCAAAAGCAGCCAUGUUGGCCCAUGAGAAAAAUCUCCCAAAAUCUACAUUACAAAAGUGUGGCAAGCUAUUUAGUUCUUCAGAACUUUCAUCGGGCAGGCAAGACGUUAAAGCCGAUCAGUGAGUGAGGGGAACUUGAAACUGAGUCUACCGCAUGACUAUGAUGUGGCUAUGAUAUUGGGUGUGUGUGUUUUGUUUUGUUUUUCUUCAUCCCCCGCUUUGUGUAAGGAAUUGCUUUGGAGAGGGAGGGGAUUCAGCCCCCAGCCCCCGCUCCCCCUGCCAAAUCCUCAUUGAGGCAGUUUUUCAGAAAAGGGAAAGAUGAUGAGAGAUCCAGCUGUUUAUCUCCAGGGUAUCCUUAUCAGGAGUGGAGUGAUGGAUAGAGAAGGGACUGUUUUAAUCUUUUCCCUCCUGCACCAUGGUCCCAAUGAGAAUCCACCCCAGCAUCCUCCAACAUUUGGGACCAGGGCAGGGGGUGGACUGCCCAGUUGGCUUCAGAAUGUCAUUUGGCUUCUAGAAAUCUGGAAGCAGCAGAGUUGCUAUUUUUGCUUACAGCCUGAAGCAGAACAGCAAUUACUGGCUGCUGCUAAAUUGUCCAUGUCUGGAAGCAGCCCAAAAUGCUGCUGUGCCGUUAACGUGUGCUUUUCCUGGCCUUUCGCUUGUAAAUAAAAAAUGGCACAACGCUCCAAGGGAGUGAGAAUUGCUUCUGCAGGAAGGACGCCUUCUGUUGUAAUUUAGGGACGAUUCCUUGGAAACUGGCUUGGCCAAUUCGGGCGGAUCUUGCCAAUCAAAGAUCAAGUGCCCUCUGCUCAAGUAGGAUUGGCUGGCAACACCCUUGUGGCGGAGAAUUGAUGCUUUUAAUUAACCUUAUUGGAAGAUGAAGCUGUAAGAACACAAAUAAUGAUGCACUCACACAGCAAGGCUUUAUUUGUGUGCUUCCUGAGAAACUGAUCCAUGAGAGUUUUCUUUUUUUGCACUUAAGUGGCAUAUAAAUUUUAUGAAAUAAAUGAAUCACAUACUACUUUUUUCAUUCACAACUUUGUUUCCUUAUCAUUGAUACAUUCAGAAUGUUUUUAACUGUAACUGCUUUUAGAUGCUCUAAUUCAGGCACAGGCAAACUCAGCCCUCCAGAUGUUUUGAGACUACAACUCCCAUGAUCCCUAGCUAACAGGGCCAGUGGUCAGGGAUGAUGGGAAUUGUAGUCCCAAAACAUCUGGAGGGCAGAGUAUGCCUGCUCUAAUUGCUAUUGUUUUUAGAAUGUUCUUGCUUUCUUCUUGUUUUUACAUUGUGUAUCUUUUUGCUGCUCUGGGCUCCUUGGGGCAGGAUAUAAAUUCAGUAAAUAAUUACAUUUAUUUACUGCAUUUGGUAAAUGUCCUGAUGUGGCACCCUUGAACUUUCAGUUGACCCUUUGUGGCCUUAUUAGAAACCUUUCGGGCUUUUCUCAGGCUUUAACCCCUCCCACAGUCACCAUACAGCCCUGAGACACUGUGAUUGAAGAAAUACUGUUCACGUCUGUACAGUCGUGCCUUGGUUGUCGAACAGAAUCUGUUCCAGAAGUCUAUUUGACUUCUGACAAAGUUUGACAACCAAGGCGCGGCUUCCGACUGGCUGGAGGAGCUUCCUGCGCACAAUCGGAAGCCGGGAAAGCCGCGUUGGACGUUCGGGUUCCAAAGAACGUUUGCAAAGCGGAACACUCACUUCCGGAUUUGCGGCAUUCGGGAGACAAAACGUUCGAGUCGCAAGGCUCCAAGGUACGACUGUACAGUGGACGCUUGGGUUGUGAAUGUGAUCCAUGCGGGAUGCAUGUUCGCAACCCGCAGGGGCGCGUCUGUGCACGCGCGGGUUGUGAUUCAGCACUUCUGUGCAUGCGCAAAGUGCAAUUUAGCGCUUCUGUGCAUGUGCAGCCGCUGAAACCCGGAAGUAACCUGUUCUGGUACUUCCGAGUUUCGGCGGGUCUGUAACCCAAAAAAACGCAACCUGAAGCGUCUGUAACGCGAAGUAUGACUGUACUAUAUACUCACAAGAAAUGUGGUCUCCUUCAGAGUAGAAAUAACAGACCCAAUUUCACGAUAGAAGGGAACUGUGGAUUGAGUUCCUUGCAACACUCUGUUUCUUUUGCAGGCCUGGGCUGAUGCCUUUCGAAGCAGCCCUGAUCUAACUGGGGUGGUCCACAUUUAUGAAGAACUCAAAAGAAAAGGGAUUGAGUUUCCAAUGGCUGAUCUGGAUGCUUUGUCUCCAAUACACACACCGCAGAGAGUAAGUGGGCAGUGUUGUCUGCUUUUCUUCCUUUUUUUGUAGAGGAGGAGAAACGAUUAGAGGAUCCCUGCCUUCCGCCUUCCCUGCCCUUUUGGCUAAAGAGCAUGAUAACGACAGCAGCACAAUCUUUCGGUGAAUACUGUAUUUCUGAGUGUUUGCACAUUGUCUUCUGCUAGAGCGUUCCUGAGGUUGACCCAGCUGCCAGCAUGCACAGGUCCCAGUCUCAGCAAAGGAUGAACUCCAGUUCCUAUUCAUCUCCUUCUCCAACGGCGUACUCUGCUCCUCAGGCCCCAGCUUUGAAUGUGACCGGCCCCAUCACAGCAAAUACAGAGCAGGUAUUGUCUGAGCAGGUACUGUAGAAGGCAUUCCCGCCUCCAGAACCUUUUAAAAAUCAGACUGUGAAAUGCAUGCAGCUUCUGUAAAGGGUUGCAUUCCCCCCCCUUUUUUUAAAAAUAGAUUGCACGACUGCGGAGUGAACUGGACGUUGUUCGUGGAAACACCAAAGUGAUGUCUGAAAUGCUCACAGAAAUGGUCCCUGGGCAAGAAGAUUCAUCAGACCUUGAGUUACUGCAGGUAAAUGUGUUGUAACCAAAGUAUAAACAUAGUAGAUUCAGGGCAGGAGAAAGGUUCCCCACCCUCAUCCGUUUGCUGCCGCAAGGUAUGAUGAUGGCUACUAGCUGAGAAGCCUUUCGAAAGGAGUUUAGACAUGUUUGCAGGUGGCCAUUGGCCCUGGUGGCUAAACAAAGACUCCAUGUUCUCUGAAUACCAGUUACUGGGGAUCGGGGGGUCAUGAGUAAGGGUGGGCUGUUUCCUUCAUGUCCUGCUAGCAGACUUUUCGGAAACCUCUGCUUUAAGAGGCAGAAUGCUGAACUCAUUGGAUCUUCAGUCACAGCCACACCAUACUUUUAAAGCACUCCUAUGCUACUUUAACCACCAUGGCUUUUUGCAAUGAAAGCUGGGAACUGCUAGGGUGUUCAAGGGUCUAUCAGUGUCCAGGGUCCAGGGUCCAGGGUCUUUACAGUGUCCAGGAUUCUUUGGGAGAAGCCAUGGCUGUUAAUGAGGACUGAGACUGGAUGUCGUGGCUGAAGAAUACUGUUCCCCGCAACCUCAAAAUCACUGGAUGGAAGAAUCGUUUUAAACUAUAGCUACUUUUUAAUUGCAAUAGCUUUCAGAAUGUUUUAACUGUUUUAGAACAUUGUUGCUUUGUUCUGGUUUUUGAAUUGUGUAUCUGUUCACUGCUCUGGGCUCCUCAGAGUGCAAGGGCGAGAUAUAAAUUCACUAAAUAAUAGUCUCCGUUCUGAUACAGCAGGGCUCCUCUGAUGUUUUGUGUUCCAACCCCCUGCCAAUAAUAAUAAUAAUAAUAAUAAUAAUAAUAAUAAUAAUAUAUUUGUUCCCCAGCCACUCUGGGCAGCCUCCAACAAAAUAUUAAAAAUACAUUAAAAUGUCAGACAUUAAAAACUUCCCUAAACAGGGCUGCCUUCAGAUGUUUUCUAAACAUCAGAUAGUUGUUUAUUUCUUUGACAUCAGAUGGGAGGGUGUUCCACAGGGCAGGCGCCACUACCAAGAAGGCCCUCUACCUGGUUCCCUGUAGCUUUGCUUCUCACAGGGAGAGAACCACCAGAAGGCCCUCGGAGAUGGACAUCAGUGUCCGGGCUGAGUGAUGGGGGUGGAGACACUCCUUCAGGUAUACUGGGUCAAGGCUGUUUAGGGCUUUCAAGGUCAGCACCAACACUUUGAAUUGUGCUUGGAAGCGUAUUGGGAGGCAAUGUAGAGUUGGAAGGGACCAUUUUGUCCAACCCCCUGCAAUGCAGGAAUCUUUUCCCAACAUGGGGCUUGAACUCACAACCCUGAGAUUAAGAGUUUCGUGCUCUACUGACUGAGCUAUCAGUUCUGUUCUAUCAGCUUACCUGGAAAAGGAAGGGGCAGUCUGGGAAUCAGUGUAACAAGGCGGUUGGUGGUUAGCAGUGCUAUUUUUCUAGAAAAAGAGGUGCUGGAACUCACCAUGAACAUCUUUGUCUUAGAAUUCCAGUGGUGCCCAUCUGAUAGCUGCCAGAACUGAGUUCCGGCUGGAAAAAAAGCCCUGGUUGUUAGUUGUUACCCAUCAGAAACCCAAUAAGCAGCUAAAUAAAAAGGAAAGGUUUUUAAUGGCAUACAACCAGGCGCUGCAGCAGAAUAGAGACAGACAGGCCCCGCCAGCCCUCUCUUCUCCAUCUGAAUCCAACCUUCUGAAAUGUCACAAUCUGGCUCUGAACUGAUGGGAUCAAAGCUGACAUGGUAAACUCAGCCCUCAAGCUGUGAAAGCAGCUGCGGGAAGCACGAGGCGACACUUGUCCAGGUGCAGAACGUCAGGCCAUGAGAUGCCAGGUCAACGAGGCUUGUUUUUCUUGUCAGGGGUGGGGGUGCUGAUACCACCAGCAGCAUGGCUGUCCUCGAAUGAAUGUUUAUUAUUACGGCUAAACAGCCAGAAUAGUAAAACCAGAAUUUCAGCAUAAUUUUUUACAUAAACAUUAAACCGGUCAAAGUGGAAUUUAACAAUCAAUAUACUAAUUAAAUGGAUUUAAGAUAUGUAUCCUUACAUGGCUGUCCUUAAUCCUGAAUUUCCACUCCGAAGGGGGAGGAAUGCAAAGAGGGAGGAGGCUAAUUCUUGUAUUGAAGGCCAGGGCUUCUAAAAGUGGCAGCCUUGGCAAGCACUGCUAGGUACAGCUUGGCUACAGAGGCUUGGCUGUAUUUUCAGUGGUUCAGAAUUCUAUGCUGCUAAAAGGCUGCAUUCCAUGGUAUUAUUUACCUUAUGCAAAUCUGUAUGUAUUUUAGCUUAAUUUAUCGUCCUUUAGUUAGUCACCUGGAGUUGCAAAGAGCUUCUUACGGCACUGAUGCCCAGACCACAGGAAGUCUCUUGCCACUACUGUCACCCCUUAAGAUCCUGUUGCCCAUGAAGUUAUAUCUGCAGCCAUAAGGACUAGAAACUUAAUUUUUAAAGAAUUGCUGAGGUGUUUAAGAAGUUGAACUUUUGAGCUCAGUAUUACACCCUGACCUGAUCGUUUAUGUGGAAGCCAUGUCGCCCUGGCCCUAGAGUCUUACGCUAGAUAUCUUGACAGAUAACACAGGCUUUAUAACCAGAAUUAAAUAUAUGGAGUUCUUGAUUGUUCUGACCAUCUGGCAAAUGAGCAUUCUGCCCUUCUUUUCUGCCUCCUUACAACUCUAGGAAGGGGGUAAUCUCUGCUGAAAAUGGACCCACCUUGACCCGUAGCCCCACCACAACUACAUUGUAGAAUAGCACUGUUAACCUUACUUGUGAUAAGGCACCUUUUUGGCAAGGGCUGCCCCUGCCUGGCAUGAUGUAGUUAGAUUGUGUGAGCAGGCCUAUUAUAUCUGGGCUCUGAUGCUCCCCUGUGUUGUAACUCUUGGACAUCAUCUCUUCCCCUUGAAGUUGCAAUGAUUCAUUUCUCCCAGGAGCUGAAUCGCACCUGUCGAGCCAUGCAGCAAAGGAUCGUGGAGCUCAUCUCUAGGGUGUCCAACGAAGAAGUCACAGAAGAGCUGCUUCAUGUAAACGACGAUCUGAACAACGUUUUCCUCCGAUACGAGAGGUGGCUUGCUUUUCCUCAGAAGCUCAAAUAGUUGCUUGCUUACCCUUAAGUGUGGCUUUCCCCCCUCACCGAGUAGUUCCUAAUCUUUUUGAAAAUCAGCCUUUUUAAAGUCCAGGGUGUAUCCUGUAUCAAGAGCUCAAAUUCAUCUUGCUUGUUUCCCAUACUCUGUGCAUUAGUAUAGAGACAACUGAAACCGUGAGUCAUUCCUUCCAAAUGCUUCUUUCUUGUAGUUACCUGCCCUUUAGCACGUUUCUGGAGCUAUUAACUAUUAACUCCUGUACCAGGUAUUCUCCUGUCGUCUGUAAUAUUGUCUUCCUCCCUCUCAGGAUUUAGUUUAAAGCUCCUGAUCAUUAUUUAUUUAUUCAUCUAUUUGAUUCAUUAAUUUAGUUCACUUACUCAUUAGUUAGAUAUUUCUUUCAAAUCAAUCGUCCUGAUUCCAUGCUGUUGAUGGAGCUAGAAGCCCCCUUUGAUCCAAUCUAGCUAAGAGAGCUGGAAACACCUGCUGCUGAUGUCACUUGUGGGGCUCUGGCUGCAGGUUAUCCAUCCCUGACCUACACCAGCAGCCUUUUGUAACCCAUAAUAUACUUGCAGAUGCUUUGGACUGCAACUCCUGUCAUUCCUGACCAUGGGUCAUACUGGCUCAGACUGAUGGGAGCUGGAGUCCCAAACAUCUGGAGGGCACCAGGUUGAAGAAGGCUGGCCUUCAGCAUUGUAAUGGCAGGUUUUGGGGUGAGAAAGUUGGAUGGGGUUGCUUCCAACCAUUCCUAGAGGUGUGACAGUGCAGCAACCCUUGUGAUCAUAUGCUGGUCUCUGUGGCUACAGUCGGCUUCCCACCACCCCAGCCGGAAAAAGACAGAUCCUUCCUUGUGCAUCCUGGGUUUUGUCAUAAGGCUUGCACCUUUCAAAAUUGCUACAUGCCAUUUUUAAUCUCUCCUCUUUUUUUUGUCUGCUGUAGAUUUGAGCGAUACAGGUUGGGUCGGUCUGCACAGAACGCAAGCAAUGGGGUGAGUCCUCCUGCUGGGCUUCUCUAAUAAGACAGGAUUGUCCAGUGCAAAAUUGCUAACCUUGGGCUUGGCAAAACUCAACCUUGAAAGUGAGGUGCUACUGCUGCUGCAAAGUCCUUGCCAAAACACUUUCUGAUAUUUGUGAUGAAGUUUGGAGCCCCUUUGCUCUUAAAUCAAUUGCAUUUAAGUAGGUAAAUGUGAGGUAGUUUGCUUGCAGGUUACAAAGACAGGAGCAAGCUGAGCUGAAUGGGAUAUACAGAAAUGAUCCAGAUAUCAAGCUCUUGAGAUGGUUUAAAGGGUUAUACCUUGAAAAUAAGCUGAGAUAGGAAUCGGUGUUUUCCCUUUGCAUGAGCUUCAAUUAAACCAGGAUGCCUCUAAUUAAACCUAGUUUCUUGUUCCAUCCAAACAGGGAAAUCAUGGUUUACCAACUUCAAUAUCCUGGCUUGUUCCGAAGCUGGUAUCCAUAGUUUCCCAGUUUGGAAACAAUGGUUUGCUGAAGAUUUUCUGGUUUGAUGGUUCAUACCAUAAAGAGAAAGGUAAAACGACUGUCUGUGUGGGCAAAAGACUGACAUUUAACUCAAAUGCUAUCAAAUGUGUUUCAUUAAUCCCAACAAGACUGCCCAUUUUAUUUCUCCCCCUUUCCUCCCCACUGCUUCUUUUUUCUCCACUACCUCACCCAAAUUCCAUAAGCAGAAAACUCAAGUAUAUUAACUUUGCAUUUUGGAGAAGGAAAGGAUUUUGCAGAACUUUGACCUCUUUGGCUGCAGUAUGAUCGGCGAGGAAUUAAAAAAUGGGUUUAGAGUAUGAGGGUCUGUAUACUUAGUAAAAAAAAAGAAGAAACACCACCCUGUAUAGUAUUAAAAAAUUAACAGCUUUCCUGAUACGCUGUCAGAAUAAAUUAUACAAAUGAAGUAAAUGUUGGACUAGAAAUUCAAGAAGCCAAAUUCCAUACCUGGUGUUGGAGACAAAGAGGGAGGCAGAUCCCUAUAGCUUUCUCUGGGCUUAGAUAAAGCAGCCUUCCCCAAACUGGUGCCCUCCAGAUAUUGUUGUGCUUCUGCCAGCUCAAGCCACCAUGUCCAAUGGUUCCCAAUGAUGGGGGUUGUUAUCCAGCCACAGCUGGAGGAUAGCAGGCUGGGGAAGGCUGGUGUAGGGCUUCCUGAAUCGUAGCCGUGUUCGAGAAAGGCUCUGCCUCUCUGACUAGCACUGUCCCAUGGAAUGCAUCUACCUUAUGUGACCGCUUCUGGUGUCCCAAUUGGCUCAACAGGUUCUCAGCGAGGUGACUGAAGACAACUUAAUAGACCUGGGGCCUGGCUCCCCGGCAGUGGUCAGCCCCAUGGUUGGAAACACGGCGCCGGCAUCCACACUUUCGACCCAACUCGCUGGGCUUGGUAUGUGUUUUGCCUUUCCAGGUGUGCUGGGAACUGGUGUAGUAUGGAGCUAGUCCACAGCGCACUCCCCUGGAGAUUCUUCCAUGUUUCAGGUUCCUGAAGAAGGUCACAUGGCUCUGACAAGUCGUGCUUGCAGUAAAGGGUGGCGUCCCAUCUUGUCCUGGAAGCUUAUGAUGUCCACAUCUGUCCAUCUUAUAAACAGAGUGGAGUCUACUGCUCUUUUUGCAAUCCUGCUCAAAUGGGACUGUCUGAGCCAAAUUGCAGGUCAUGAUACGCUGAGUGCUGAGUUAGGCUAACCCCUCCUCGCUGCAUCUGCAUCAUACAGUUAAGGCACUUCGCUUCCCCCCAAUAGAAUCUUGGGAACUGUAGUUUACCCAUCACAGGGCUACAAUUUCUAGCAUCUUUUACAAACUAUAGUUCCCAGGAGUCUUUGGGUGAAUCCAUGUGCUUUAAAUGUAUGAUCUGGGUGUAACCUCUGUUGCAAAGCGCCCUUGGACAUCAGAGGGGUGAGGAAGAAUGGGGUGCUUAACCCUUUCCCCUCCACUAACUCCCUUUCCUUUAGGGAAACAUGUUGUCUUUUCUCUCUCCCCCUCCUUGCUGAAAAAAAGGGCUUCAGAUCUAUGUUUGCCUCACAAGCCUAGAUGUUGGGAUCCUGUGGAGAGGUGGAGAGUGAGUUUCAAGGGCAAAGUAGCUGGUGGAGGAAGCAUCCCCUCCCCUCCCGCAGCUUCUCUGCUUCACAUCAUCCCCUCCAGAGAAUGUAUAGCAAUGGAGACAUAAGUAGCCAAUGAGCUAACGUUUCACAAAGCUGUGCUUCCAUGUUCAGUCUGAUGCUUCCAUCCACUGGAGAUGCGUAGCUGUAUGUCCAACUCUAGACUCGGUGGUUGGGAGAGGGUGCUGCAGGUGUGCCUAGAACCAGUCUUUGGGACAGAGCAAAAUGUUCAAAGCAAAAAUGUGCCUUCUUCCAUCUGGCUGGCUCAUGUGGCGGCUUCUCCUACAGCAAGGAUGGGGAAUCGCAAGCGUGAAGGCCAAAAGCAGCCCCCGAGACACCUCUUAUCUGGCCGCUGAGACUCUCACAGGCCAGCCCUGUUUUGAAGCCUUCUUGAGUGUUUCUGCUUGGCAUGUGUCUUUGGAGUCUAGUAAUGGCUCUUUCUUGCCUGAAUGGAGGCUCGAGAGGGGGGUUUGGGUAUAGGAAGUAUUCUCAUUCAUUGCUCUGCCCAUUUUUGCCUCUUGCCUCACCCACCACUAGCAUGUGAUACUCCCCCCCCCCCCCAAUAAAAAGUUGCUCGAAAUUAAAUAUGGCCCUUGGGUUGAAAAGGGUUGUCCACUCCUAUCCUAAGCUAUAUUGUUUCCUUUGUCUGCAGAUAUAGGCGCAAACAACGUGAGCGGAACGCUCAGCUCCCUCCAGCACCCCAACCCCCGGGAUGACUUCGACAUGUUCGCACAGACGAGAGGCAGUUCACUGGCUGAUCAACGCAAGACGUAUGUUGGGCCUGAAGGAGGGAGGUGUGGGGGACUUGGGCGGUUCUCUUAAGCCCUCAGAACUGGCCCUGCGGGGCACAGGCUCAACACAGUCUGCUCUGAGCCAGGCUCCUGUGGGGGCAGAAAUUAAGGCCAAGAGGACAGUGGCAUCAUGGCCAAAGUGAGAUUUGGAGCAGAGGCUCCCUGUUUCACAGAUCAGUCUCUCAGCCGCUAAGCUCAUGUAUUCAUUCCUUCAGUGCAUUCGUUCUGCAGCCCAGCUCAAGGGCCCAGAGAGGGUCAACCAUGUGUUAGCUGCAGAAUUCCCAGUUGCAUUGAUUUACAAUUCUUGCCCUAUCCUGGGCCAUCCAGAGUCUGUUUUAAUAAACGGCCUGAACUGGUCCAUUGUACAGUAACCCUGGCAUGCCAAUAAUGGCCAGAGGGUGCAGGUUGUGUGUGUGUGUGUGUGUGUGUGUGUGUGUGUCUCAGGGUGAUAGCUUUUCCAUGUGGAACUGAAUGCUCCCCCUCACCAACCCAUUAUUUUGGAAGGCACGGUUAGUGUGCUGUCGCCACUACCCUGAAGGCUGGCUGGCUGAAUCCUGGCCUCCAAAGGCCUACCUACCAGAGAUGCCCUGGCAUUCAGGCACCAGGGAGGAGAUGAGUUAUUGUCCUUGGUCCUUUAGCUCCACCCAGUGGCUGACUAAUGGGCAGGUCUUCACAUAGUGAACUGCUUCUGUCCUUUUUGUGUGGCGAUCCUAGGUUCUGUGAAAUCUUUCAACCGUUUCCCCUCCCUGCUCUGAUUUCCAUCAACUGUAGGGAAUUCAGGAGUGGAGUUGUGUGUGUGCACGCUAAGCUGUUGGGCUGAAGGACUCUUCGGUGAUGGUCAGUGGCUAGUUUUGCAACCUGCACGAGAUAAGACUGCACUGUCGACCAGGCUUGCAGCUUGGGAUUACUCCUGGAUCCGACACUUCUUCUAGACAGGUGGCGUCCAGGAUCGCUUUUGACCAGCUUUGGCUGCAGCACCAGCAGCUGUCUCUUCUAGCACAAUCUGACCUGGCUUUGGAGACCUUAGUGGUGGGCCAUGACGUAGUCGUAGAGUCUAUGUUUUAUGUGCAGAAGAUCCUCAGCUCAAUCUUCCAGGAGGAGUGGGAGAGACCUGUGUCUGAAACUCUAUAGAGCCAUUGCCAGUCAGUGUAGACAAUACUGAACUAGAUGGGCAAAUGUGGUCAGAUCUGGUGUAAGGCCGUUUUCUACACCCCUAUGAUUCCUGCGUUAAACCUCCUGCCCUAAUUUUAUCCUAGCUUAAAUGACUGUAAUGCUCUCGUAUGUUAGGCUGCCCCAAAGCUGCCCAUGAAACUUCAACCAGUCCAAACUGCAACUGCCAGGGUUUGGGCUGGGGCUCAGGGACCAGAACAUACAACUCAUACCAUCUUCAUUGGUUACCUGUUGGUUUCCAGGCACUGGUAUUGACCCUUAAAUCUGGUGUGAGAAACCUUUGUACCUCUAGACGUUUCUGCACUACAUUAUCCCUGGCCACUGUCCAUGCAUGCUAGUGCUGAUUGGGGGUUGCAGUUCAACAGUACCUGCAAGGACAAAGGUUUCCCCACUUGUGAUGUAUUCAUUUGUUGUUUGUUUUAUUUAAUAAAUUUAUGUACCACUCUUCAUGGGUGGGUCACAAUAUAAAAACACAAAUGUACAUAACAUGGUAAUAAGCAAAAGCAGUAGCUACCCUCACAGUUUAAAAGGCCAUAGAUUGUUGAAUUAGCCAAAGGCCUGGGAGCAGAGGAAUAUUUUUGCCUGGCCCCUAAAAUAUGUAAUGAAGGUGCCAGGUGAGUCUCCUUGGGAAGAGCAUUCCACAAACAGGGAGCCACUGCAGAAAAGACCCAUCCUCGUGUUGCCACCCUCCAGGCCUCUCAUGGAGGGGGCACACAAGGAACGACCUCAGUGAUGUUUUCAUUGCAUUUGCAUUUACAAAUGCAGAAUUGGACAGCGAGGAGCUUGGUCAAAGCCAGUUUUAGAAUUCCCUCUCCAUCUAGGAGGAGAGACCUGCUUUGUUGAUUUUUAGCCCACAAUUUCUUCGGGUGGAAAAAGGCUACUAGCUACAGAGGGAAAGGGAAGGGGACUCUAGAGGGUAAGCACUUUUUAUUUAAUAAAAUGCCUUAAAAACAGCCAAUUCUUGAAAAUGUAGGACCAGCUGCUCAAGCCUGAGGCUCCUGUUUGUUUUUGAAAAGAACAAAUUACAAGAGAAACGUAUAAAUGACUGUGCUUGGGGUUAGUUUGUGCCUGACAAGGAGAAUAUUUUGCUCCCCAGUGCGCAACUGUUAUAUGGAGGCACCUGGAAACACUCUCUGGAUUUAUAGAUGUCAUUCCCGGUGUCUUCCGUCCUUACUCUUUCAUUUGCUGCUUCCUGGAUAUUUGCAAUGCUCAUUGCCCCUCUUCUGUUUCAGUGUAACGUACGAAGACCCCCAGGCUGUUAAAGGACUGGCAUCUGCCCUGGAUGUUCGGAAACACAACGCAGGAGGGGUAAGUCGCUUCUCUGCCCUGUUGCAUUGCAGACAAAGGGGGGUUGCUCUCAAAGCUUUGCUGAGAGCGUUGAAUGCGACUCAUGUGUUUCCUUCAGUCCUAUCCUGAGAUUUUUGUGUGCGUCCAGCUUCAAAUUGCAGAAAAGAGCUGUGAAGCACGUGUGGUCAGUGGUGCUAAAUUGUGUUUUCCUAGAACUUUCUAAGAUUUGAAUACUUCAUGCUAAUUUCUGGAGAGAACUGACAGGUAUCUAGCCUGACGUUUCUUGAGAAGAUUACCUGUUUCCCCCCAGUUACGUGUGUUAGCAGGACACUGAACACUGACCCAGAAAGCAAGCCUAACUCUUAGAUUCUCUGGCUUUGUAUGGAUCAAUAUAAAUUAUAACUUGUGGUCGGUGCAGGUAACUUUCUAAAACCUGCUUCUUUCCAGUGAUCUGAACUGGGAGCAUGAAUGGUCUUCACUGAAGACUACCCUCUAUUUUUCUUUUUGGUCGGGGCAGUGAUUCUCUCCCCAUUCACCUCUCUGGAUGAGGAAUCCCGAUCUCUCUGUGCAUUCCCAUCCUUUGGGUGGCAACAUUUGUCCUUUGAACUCAUCUUCUCAUCUUUACUGUUCUGUCCUCUUGGGAGAGAGCACAUACAUUGCAGCAGCAUUUGACCUGGCCUUCUCCAGGGGUUUCCUUGCACUCCGGGUGGGGGCAUGGCCUUCCUGGAGGGGUCCUGAAGUCUGAGUGUGUGUGUAGGAGAGGGAAGAGCUGUGGGGCAUGGUGGAGGGAAGCUGCUACGGAAAAAUAGAGGUAAGACUGGCAGAAACUGGACUUCUCCUCACCAAUUUUACCACCUUGCCACAGCAACAGGGGGUCCUAUGGGAAGGAUCCCAAGAGCAGAGAGAGGCAGGUGAAGAACAUCUCCCAGGAUGCUCAAAUGUAUUUUCUCACUCCUGCCCAUCCCAGGGCCAUUUGUCACCAGCUGCUCUGUCCCAAGGAUCUUUAUACUAAGUGGCCUGGGAUUCCCACUCCCCCCUUAAGCAAGUAAAUGUUAUAUGUAGAUGGUGAUACUUUAGGGGGUUUUCCAAUUAUUGUUAUUAAUUUUCCAAAUUAUUACAAAUCCAACCAAAUCACUUUAGGGAUUUUUAUUUAGAUAAAUAACCUAUAAGAAUACAAUGUAUGUUAUGAAUAUCACUAUUAGCAUACAUAUAGAAAUAAUAAGCAUGAUACUUUUUUCAGAGAUUGUUCCAUUUAUAUUUCCUCCAGUAUCAUAUAAGGGUUUACUUUAUCUUGUAUUCUCACACCCCAGUAAAAUAUGUUUUCAGGUUUUGUUUUUGAAUCAGCUUAACGUUUCUUGCAGACGACCUUGGAAGAAUAUGUAUCCUGAAAGACGGGGUAUAAAUUAUUCUAUCGAGUCAAUGAAUGAGUAGUAGACAGGUGGAGUCUGGAAGCAUUUCUGACUGGCAUAGGCAAAGCAUCUUCUAGAAUGUAGUCGUCAGUGUUCUUCAACCUUUUAUUUGUACGCCACCCGGGGAACUUUGUGAUCAAGCAGUUUAUAAAUUUCUGGAAGCAGUGAAAGGCUGGCUGGGAGCCAAAACUAGGCUGAAUCCUGAUAAGACAGAGAUGAUGGGCAAUUCCUGUGUCUGUGAAUUAGGUGUACAAACUGUUUUGUGAGGGGUUGCACUGCCCUUGAUGGAAUAGGUUCUUAGUCUGGGAGUGCUUCUGGAUUCUGAUUUGUCACUGACUUGCGAGGUGGCUUCUGGUGUACUUAAGCUCAACUUACGCUGGUCACCAGCUAUGGCCAUUCUCAGACCAGGAUAGCCUGGACCCAGUUGCCCAUGCUCUAGUGACAUCCUGCUUAGACUGCUGCAAUGCUCUAUUUGCGGGGCUUCCCUUGAAGGCAGUCUGGAGGUUGCAGCUAGUGCAGAAUGUGGCUGUCAGGUUGGUAAGAGGUGCAGCCUGAUGGGCCCAUGUGUCACCAGUCCCGACAGCUCUGUGCUAAAUGCUGGUGGAUUACCAAGCCCAAUUCAAGGUGUGGCAAGUACCUAAAUGAGCAACUCCCCAGUUUCAACCAUCUUGGGCCCUGUGAUCAUCAGGGGGAGGCCCCUGUUGCUGGUGCCACCUCUGUCACUGACCUGUGAACAAGGCCUUCUCAGCGGCAGUUCCCUGUUUCUGGAAUGCCUUCCCUAGCGAGGUGUUUCUGUUUCUACCCUUAUUGACUUUCAGGAAAGAUUUAAAAACCUUCCUACUUACCCAGCAAAUUUGGUGGUUGAAAUAUACUGGCUAUGGCAGCCUCGAAAUCAGCUACUAUGAUGGGAGGGCUUUUAAAUGUUUUUAAAUGUUUUUAAGUAUUUUAAGUUUGUUUUUGCUUUAAUUCAAAUUGCAUUGCCAUAACGCCUAGAUGCCAGGCUCCUUUGGAAGGAAAGACAGGCUAGAAAUGUAAUAAAUAAUAAUUCUGAGAAAGCUCGCACCUUGCAGCUGGAUGAGCAUCCUUCUCUAUUAACCUGCACUCCUGUCUGAUUCAUGCUUUGGUUCCCUGGGCUGCUUGUCUUUCCCCCAUCAGUGUAGCUGUUAUCAGCCUACAGCGUUGUCAGUUCAAAGGGCUCCUCUGAGUUAAGCCAACAGGGUCAAAGUGUGCAAAGACGUGCAUGUUUUCAGACUUCACCCUCCUGCCAAGCUGUCCUCUGGCCAUUUUGCUCUCCAGUGUGUUCUCCAAGUGUUGGUGAACUGUAGCUCAUUGUCGAAACAAAAUAAAAAAAUUCCUUCCAGUAGCACCUUAGAGACCAACUAAGUUUGUUAUUGGUAUGAGCUUUGGUGUGCAUGCACAUUUUCUGUCAUCAGUGGUUUGUUAGAAUAUUCAGGAGGAUCCCUAACAGAUGAGAGAAAAUACAUUUCACAAGAAUAAUUGAAGCCGGUGCAGGGAGUUUACAUUGCCUCUUGGUUUGGAUAGGGAUGCAAGGAGAAACUGCUUCCUGACUUUUCUAGAAAAUACCACACACAGAGUCAUUUAAAACAUGUAUGCUGACCUGUUCAUUAAUUGGCAGGCCUGUGGAGUGUGGAGGCCUAAAAUGAUUUUCUUCUGGCAUGUUGUUUUUAAAUCCUUGCAUACGGGAUUACAGCCUAAAUGCCCCAUUGAAUUUAGUGGGACUUACUCCUGAGGAGCCAUUCGUAAGGAUUGCACUGUUAAAACCUUAAGCUGCCUGGGUUCUGGUCGCUUAAGGCAGUGCACAGCACCUUACUGUACCUCCCUGAACAAGCUUGAUCUCAUGAGAUUUUAGAAGCUAAGCAGAGGCAUACGUUAGUAAUUGGUGGGGAGACCUUAGAACAGCAGUAGCUAACCCUAUCUUAUUGCUUUUAUAUUGUAAGUUGCGGUGAGGGCGUGACUCCAGGCUAAAAGGCAUGAAUUUAGUAAUAUUGAUGUAUCUUCAUAUAAGGACGACUUGACAAGUAGUGUUUACCUGACCAGAAACUCAUUUAUUUGUCUGAAAAGAGUGUUUGCCUUGGACAGAGGGUCCCAGGUGGGUAACUCAGACAGCCACAAGCUGCCACUUCCUGAGGCAGUGUGCACCCGAGGGGAAAAAAGCCCUCAAAAUUCUCCAGUACUCUCAGUUCACAGUAGUUUGCUGGCCAGAAAACUGAGAUUGUCACUUGGGAGGAGGAUGAGACUUCCUUGCAAAUCAAAUCAAAUCAAAUCAAAUCCACACACACACACACACAAAUUUUGCCAGCUUGUAUGCCUUCACCUAUCAGAAAGCAAGGUGUGUUUCAGAAAUGAUCUACCUUUCCUUCCAAGAAAUUUUCCGUUUGAAGAUCUGAAAGUUGGUUUGGUUCGGGUUGUUGGUUUUUGUUUUUACUUGCCACAGGUGAGUAAUAAUUUACAGACCUGGGAUGGGUGAAGUGGUAUCUGAAGCCUGGAGGUCAUGGGCUCGUCUUUAGGAAAUGUUGUAAUCUCUCCAUCUCGCUGUUGCUUUGCCGUCUUCCUGUGUCCCCCCACCCCCAACACACCUUUUGACUUUUUAAUGGGAAUUUCUGUUCUCAACACAGAGGAGAGGUAAAAGUGGCAGUUCAGACAUGGAGCCCAUAGACAAGUGGCUAAUGACGCAAGGAAUGGUGAGGAGGAUUUUGCCAGUCGAGUGACGCCCCACCCCCUUGUUGUCCUCACCCCCAUCUCCUCCUCUAAAUAGCAUAACCAUCCUCUGUUUACCUGUCACUCAUCCUGUUGAAAGAACGCAAAUUGGACAGUGCAAGGAGGUGGUCCCCACCUGUGAAGGGGUGGGGAAUUGGGACCACUGGCCAGGGUUAGGAGACCUGGGGAUAGAUAUUUUUCAACAGGGAUGUGUGGCAGCGAAGAAACAUGUAUGUUACCAUGUUUGUUUCCAAAACUCACAUGGACCUCUCCAGUUCCUUUCACUGAUCCAAUUUUAAAAAGAGAGAAAUAUAUAUGUGCAGUAUCCACAUUUCCUCCAAAACACAAGUUCUGCUCAUUAAAAUGGGGAGGGUUUGUCUUCGUUUCGCAAAAAAUAAAAUAAAAUAAAUUUAAUAGCCUGCCCCUGCAGCACUAAGCAGUAUGACCAGAAGCUCAGAUCAUAUUACACUGUUCAACACUUCCCUGAAUUUACUCUCGGCAAGAGUUCUGGAGCAGCGGAAACAGAAAGGUUGUAUUGUUUUGCAAGAGGCUUCCAAGUGGGUUUCCUGCAAAACAGGGGAGUGUAUCUGCUGCACUAAAUAUGGCUGAACAUAAAUGCAAAUCUGUUGUUGGGGCAUCCUCUUAUUAUUUUUUUUAAUUUAUUAUAAAUUUGUUAGAUUUAUAUGCCACCCUUCAUCCAAAGAUCUCAGGGUGGUUCGCAAGAUGAAAAACACAAGAUAAAAUCACAAAUAGUUAAAACAAAAAACAACAAAACAAUAGCCCCCCCCCAAAAAAACCAUUUAAAAGUCUGUAGAAUAUUAAUCACCCAAAGGCCUCAUUGAAAAGCAGAGAGCAGAGCUUCUAUGCUGUGCUGCAUCUGGGAACUGAUGGUUGAGCCAUUUCCUCUCCCCAGGGAAACUUGGGAACUGUAGUUGUCUGAGGGGGACUUAGCUCUGCGCACCAGCACCCUUGCUGCACUACAAUUCCCAGAGUUCUUGGGCUGUGAUGGGGUGGAGCUUUGACAGUCAAAGUCUUAUAUAGCCAUUCUAGUGUAGAUAUACCCCUCAGGUGAUUUUUCUCUUGGUGAAAGCAUAUUACUAGCUAAGGCUAAAUGUAGUCUUUAGGCAGAAUGCCUUACGUCCAUGGGGACUUGGAAUAUACUUCCAUAAUCCCCCUUAGCUCCUCGGAAAACAUGGCACCCUGGGAGCAAAGUAUCCAAGCAGGGUGACAGUUUAAUAUAGUGAAGACAGCGCCCUUGACCCAUCCUGGCAGAGGCCAAAUGUGUGUUUUCCUUCAGCUCUGCAGUCCCGGUGCCACAAUGGGAGCCAAGCAGGAAAAGCUUUGAAGGACCUUGCACCCUCGCUUAUGUUUAAUGUGCCCUGAACUGAGGAGUAAGAAGCAAAGGGUGCCAAGCUGUAACUCUAGAGUGCGGGGAGGGCGUUUGGACUACAGCUCCCAUCAGUCCCAAGCAGUGAAGCGAGUGGUCAGGGAUUUGUAUUCUUGCAACAUCUAGAGAGCCAUGGGUUCUUCAUCUCUGCUUUAGAGUUCCCUUUCCUUAGAGUUGCAACUCAGCUGCCUUGCAAGAGAUAAAACGUGGGGCUGAGUAGGAUUGAGGGCAGGGGAGUGCAACCAACUGAGAGGCAAAACAGAGUAUCACAGUGUUCCAGAAGCUUUUGCUGCCUUCCCAAGGAGAGGAGAACAAUCACUGUUGGUGAACAACUUAGGAAUGAGGGGAGAAACUAGAUUCAGUUAACAUUUAAAGGCAAAGCCUAAUUUAUACUUUUCGAAACAAAUGCACAAAGCAAAACGCAGCCGUCCUUCCAAAUUUGCACUUUUCCGAAUUGCACAACGCAGUUCUCCAGCCAGGUAAUGUGUGCAAAAAUGCAGCAAAAAUGUGGUAAAGUGUCCAUAAAAAAUGGAUGUAUUUGUCAUAAUAACAUGGGAAAAAAACUGCAUUAUAUUAGGCAACAGUGCUUUGCAAAAAAAAAAAGUGAGCGCAGGAGCUGUUUGCACAAACAAGCUGGUGAAUUCCAAUGAGGGCUUUUAACGAAUUACAAACUGGUGUGGUAAUGUGGAGAGCUGAACUUAAGAUCUUAAAGAUGAUAAACUGAGUGAAACCAAAAUUGACAAAUUCAGCCAUUCAAAGAGGGUAUGUGCAACCCUCUGUAUCCUGAUGCCUCUGGGAUAGCUCAGUCAGUAGAGUAUGAGACUCUUAAACUGAGGGUUGCGGGUUCAAGCUCCACAUUGGGCCAAAGAUUCCUGCAUUGCAGGUUGUGGUCCUUCCAAUUCUAGGAUUCGAUUCUCUUCUAUUCUCAAAAGGCGACAGUGCUUCCCUUUUCCUGUCCAGGGAGAUGGGUGGGUGCAUGGGAAGAUGCAGAAGAAGGAAGCAGAGAGCAAUUCCAUGCCUCAUUCCUUCUCUUACAAACAUCAGGUGUGUUUAGGGAGUCUGUUUUCCAACUCUCCCCUAUUGUCACUCAUCCUACAAUUUGGUUCUGCUUGGGUGCUGUUCCCAAGGGUCAGAGAAGCCCAGAGUAUGUUUCUUUCGCUUUCUCUGCUCUAUUUAAAAUUGAUGGGGGGAGAGUACAAAAGUCUUCCUCCUGCCCUGCCCAUAUUUGCUGCUGGCUUGUGUUUGUUCACUUUGGGGAAAAGGAUACUGCAGCCUUUGUGUCGGCCAUAACAACUGUAGGGGACUGGUUUAUUCCCCCUUACAGGGCAUUUUAACCUUGUUUGUUUUUAAUACGGAUGUAUUUGGCAUCCCUUUAGAAUUUAACUAAUCCGUAACCCAGUUUUCUGUCUGAAUUAGUGGUAGCUCUUAACUGUGUCCAUUAAUAGAGUACGUAACAGAACUGACAAACUGCAGGAGUUACAAGUGGCCUAGUACAGAUGGUUCUACUCAAGUAUGGCAUGGUUUUCUGCUGAGGUAAAACAAAAAAGUUUUUAUUUUAAUAUUGUCUCGGGCCAGAAAUGUUGCUCAAAAUACCCUCUUCUAAAAUCAGACUUUGCCAAAGAAAUUAAAAAGAAUGCAUUCCCCUCACCUUUGUAAACUUCAGUUUUUGGUGUCAUUUCAUUCCACCAAACUAUACUAGAAUUCACGUCCCUGGUUUUAUCCCAUAUGGUGGUUCAUUAUGGACCUCAUCGCAAACCAGAUGUUGGAAAGCUUAAGCAUAGUUUGCUGUGAGAUCUGAACUGGCACACCAUGGCUUGCACUUGGCCAUGGAGCCGGAAUCCAAAACCAUUGUGUCAACAACGGCUUGGCAUGAUGUCUGAAUUGGCAAGCCAUGGUUACGACCAGCAAAUACCUGAUACUGCGUCAUGACCCUGUUCUGCAACCCCAGAUCUGCACAGGACAAUAGCAUUAUUAAAGUGGUGGGAGUGCCCUUGCCACAUUUCGUUCGAGACAAAUUGUUCCCUUUCCAGGGUUGAGCUUGGAGAAAUGCCAGUCAUUUGAGUUUGCAAUGCAAGCCAACUCUGCACAGCACUGAGUAGCUGACACUCGUGGUGUCUCAUACCCACCUCCCUAUAUCUGGACCAGGUUUGGAAUUCCUUUAAAGUAGCUGUCGAUUAAAAUGACAGUGAAUGAAUGUUUUUAAAAACUUUAGAGGGAAUGAUACAACCUGUUGGAAGGAUGAGGAGAGUGUCAGGCUUGUAACCAAAUCAGUAUGCUAUGUAUGCAUGUUAUUUAUAUUGCGCAAGCUGGGCUUGCAAUCUCUUUUUCUCCUACUUACUCCCACUUGAUUACUUUUUGCACAGCCUUAAGGUGAGGCUGGCACUGUCUUAUGAGCUGUUGCUUGCUGGCCCAAUGUAGGUCAAUAUCAGCAUAUCAGUGCAAUGCUUUCUAGAACUUCCCUCUUCAGGUCAUGCCAGUUGUCGGAGCCAAAUGAAGAUGCUGCUUUUGAAGUGCAUCAGGAAAAGCUGGAACCUGCAACCUGGAUGAAUUGUGCAAACAGACAAAAUUAAUUUUGGGUACUUGCCAUAUUUCAUGUAGUUCUGCAGCUGCUGCUGCUAGUCACACUGGCAGCCGGAUCACACUCCUGGAUCACACCAAUAACCCGUCUAGUCCUGCAUCCUGCUCUUACAGAUGCCUCUGGCAAGCACAUCAGCAGGACCUGAGCACAUCAGCGCUCUCCCCACUUGUGAUUCCUACCUAGCAAAUGGUUUUCAGAGGCAUCCUACCUCUGACAGUUGAGGUAAACCAUAGCCAUAGCCCUGUCCUCCUUUUCCAAAGCCAUCUUAAGUUAGCAGCCCUUGCCACAUCUUACAGAAGCAAAUUCCACCUGGCAGAGCACAUCUCCACUCCCAAGCCCAGGAAAUUUCACCAGAGAGGCCUGGGCUCUAUGGUGUCUUCUCUUUAUUCUCAAGGACUAGAAGCUUGCAUGCUUUGCUUUUUAAAUGGCCACGGUUCUACUCCUGAGUGGUGGAAUUCACAGAGCCUUGUUUCAUGGUUCUCUUAAAGAGAAGUGUUGGGUUGCAUGAUGAAACAUCACAUGCUCGGCUACUGCAUAUUUUGAAACUAAAGUGCCUUUCAAGUGUUACAGUGAAGAGGAUGGCUAAUCUGAAAUGGAAACGCAGGAAACCUUUGGCCCUUAAAUGUUUGGGAGUUAUCGAUCAUCUUCUCUGGGGUUCAUAACUUAUUCUUCAUUGGGUCCAUGUUGAAGCUGACAGCUUAUCCAGUCUGACUCUAGUGAUCUCAAGCAGCUGUUUUCAAAGCUGUGAGGUUUUUUGGGGAUCCCCAUUAUUCCUAAAGACCAGCUUUUCCCAUUUUCCCUGCAAUGUUCAGCCACAAAAAAGAUUUGAGUAGAUUUUGGUGAAUACUUGUGAGGUCCUACAGGGUGACCAGGACACUCCAGAGGCCUGGGCACUGUUCUGUUUGAGCUGCCUAUGCACCCUGGAACAUAGGACACCAGAAUCCUUUGUAGCCCACAGAAGUUCUGUGAGAGAAAUGCGGAGGUUUCUUGUCUGCAUAGAACAUGGGCUUCACCAGUCUAGCUCAGCAUUGUUUACUGUGAGUGGCAGUGGCUCUCAGGGUCUCAAGCAGGGACCAUUCUCAGCCCUACUGGAGAUGCAAGGAUUGAACCUAUGCUCUCAGCCACAGAGUUAUAGCCUUUUCCAUGGAAAAGGUGCAAAGUUGGAAGUCCACUUGUCUAAAAGAACCCCUUUGGAUAUUUUUUUAAAAAUCUGUUAUUGUCCUCUAUGGAUUUACUCAAUUCACAUAUUAUUAGCAUUAUUAUUCGGCAGCUUAUAUGCCAAACUGGUUUCUAAGUGGUUUAUUCCUCUCCAAAUCAGAGCUGGAAAAAAUCCUAGCCGCCCAAUGUCUAAUGGCAGCCCCAGUGCGAAAAUGGCAGUGCAUUCUCCUCCAUUGCAGGUCAGGGAUAGCACCAGGAAGUGUGACGCUGGUGCCUGCAGUCCUACCCAUGUUGACUCAGACGUAAGCCCCAUUGAAUUCGACGGGGCUUACUUCCAGGUCAUUUGGUGUGGGAUUGCAGCCUGAAUCAUCCCUCUGGGACAUUUGCAAACAUGGACACAAUGACUAGCAGAGGUACGCCCAUAGCUUUCAGUUCUAGCUUUCCAUCCUAGUGCAAUAUAGCACUAGGAGCCUUUGCUUAUGCAGAAAAAUACUACUUCAGCAAUAUGAAUACCACAAAAACACUUGGACCCAUAGUUAAGUUUAGUAGCAUUAAAUAUAAAAAAAUCCAACUAAGGGACAGUGUUAAGUAAAGGCUCAGCUGAGCUAAGAAAUGUUGGUGGAUUCCUCCAUCUAUUUUAGCUCCUCACCUCACGCCUGCUUCUCCUAUUCCCCCACUGGGAUUCAUAAGAGAUUCCAGUAAUGCCUGUCUCUAUAAGGCUUGAAUAUUGGACCUAAUGCAUUUCAAAAGCUGGGGGGGGGGAGAGUGCUAUUGCUAUUCUUGUCUCUUCUCUCCUCCACCCUAUGCCCCUUCCUCAGAUGGACCAUCUUGCCAAUGAAGCCCCAGGCAUUCGUUUCUAAAAAGAUCUGUCCAUUACUAUCCCCGAUUUGGAAAUUUUGGAAGACCAGCAAAUUUGCCAUUUCCCCUCUUAUCCCAGCCUUUUAAACAAAACACAUUUCUAUCAAGAUACUAGCCCACUUGUAACCGGCAGAAGCUCUCUGGGGCUUCAGGCAGGAGUCUUUCCUAGCCCUACCUGGAAAUUCUGGGAACUGAACCUGCAGCCUUCUGCACGCAAGGCAAAUUCUCAGCAACGAGCGGAGGCUUAGUUCUGCAGAAGAAAUUGCCGGCCGCCUCCUUCCAUGCACGGAGGAAGGAGUGUGCAAACCUCAUCCCCGUAAUGCUAAGCCACGUUUUCAUGUUGCUUCUGAACCAGACCCAAGCCUUGCACCUGCAAAUCAGGCUCCCUCUGUCAUUGGUGCAACUCAUUUCUCCCGUCUCCAUUUCUUGAUCCCUUGCGGUGAGCAAUUGGGCAUGUCACGGAUACCUCUUUCUUUCAUGUUUUGGAUUUCACCUCCUAUCCAGCCGUAUCUAAUAUUCCAGCCUUAAGAGAACCAGGUCCUUCAAACUCAAAGCCAUGCUGGCCCUUCCCCUCAGAUACACAGCCAGACCCCGGCCAUUUCACUCAACGCAACCUUUUUUGUUUGCCGAGAUGUUUUCUUGCUUCGCUCGUUGCUUUAUUUGUGGUGUUGUUGUUGUUGUUGUAUUGCAAUUCUUCACAGCGGUGAUACAUCUCACACAGCGUAUGUUUUUUUUCUCCAACCCCCAACCCUCUUUUUUUCCCUUUCCUCUUUCCCUCUCAUUCUGUGGCCAUGAUUGUGGAUGUGUUGUGUCCUUGUUUUAUUUUUUGCCUGCCUCGCUCUAUCUCUUUGCUGCACUCCCUAGAUUCCCGUCACACAGUCCUCUGUCAUGGAUGACAUUGAGGAAUGGCUCAGUACCGACGUGGUAAGACUCUCUUCUUUUGUUUUGCUACUUUUUUUUUAUUUCCUUUGAUAUGUUUCUGCAUAAGAGGCUGCGCACAUCACUCCUCUCAGUGGAAAAAAGCAACGCUGUCUGUGAGCAGCUGUGGUCGUAUUGGCGCUGAGGGAUUUUAUUCCAUGGCCCAUCCAAGCGCCCCUAUUUUCCAGGGACAGUCCCCGGUUUACAGAAGCCGACCCGGUUUCUGAUUUGAUCCCGGAAUGUCCCGCUUUUCCUUAGGACAUCCCUAUUUUCAUCAAAUAAAUGUUGGAGAGCAUGUAAUUAUGUGACCCCCCGAGCCAAGGAGAUAAGUAACUAUGCAACCUUUAGAAAGAUAUCUGAAGGCAGCCCUGUAUAGGAUUUUUUUAAAAAAUGUUUCAAGAGAAGAAGAAGAGUUUGGAUUUGAUAUCCCGCUUUAUCACUACCCGAAGGAGUCUCAAUGCGGCUAACAUUCUCCUUUCCCUUCCUCCCCCACAACAAACACUCUGUGAGGUGAGUGGGGCUGAGAGAGUGUGACUAGCCCAAGGUCACCCAGCAGCUGCAUGUGGAGGAGCGGAGACACAAACCCAAUUCACCAGAUUACGAGUCUACCACUCUUAACCACUAUACCACACUGGCUCUUUCAUGUUUUAUUAUGUUUUUAUGUUUUAGAAGCCACCUAGAGUGGCUGGGGCAACCCUGUCAGAUUGUGUGUUUGGAGGGGGUAUAAAUAAUAAAAUUCUUAUUAUUAUUAUGGAAUAGGAUGUCCCUGUUUUCAAGGGAGAAAUAUUGGAGGGUAUGCCAUCCACACCUCAGCUUCAUGUGGCUUGUGAACCCCUGGUGCCUCCUUUAAUUCCUCCUCGUCUGUGCAGGCAUUCUCCUCCAACUGCCGCUGCCCCACACUUCUCCUUAAAUUCAUGUAGCUCUCCCAAUUUGUAUUUUCAUAGCAUAGGGAAUCUUGAGAUUUAGGGAGGAGAAACUGUGGGUGGGACAGCAGUAGUUGGAGGAGAAUGGAAGAGGAGGAAUUAAAUUAGCAGUUCACAGUCCACAUUAAGCCAGGUAUGGACACGCCCUCAGAUUGUGAGGGAAUGCCACUGUUGAAUGCUUCUCUCAAACAUUUGUGUAUCUCUCUCACACACACAGUUGUAGCUCAGCCAGCCCAGUUCCUGGUGUGCUGUUUUUCUACCUAGAACAUAGCAUUCUUUACACACACACACACAGAGAGAGAGAGAGAGAGAGAGAGAGAGAGAGAGUUCUUCAAGUUUCCCUCCUCCAGGCUUCAUCCACAUGCAAGAUGGAGGCGUUAGCAAGCUUGGGAAACCUAAAGAUUAGUAGAAAUAUGGGCUGGGGGUGGGGAGAGAAUCAAGAGGAAAUACCUAAGGAGGCAGGAUGCAAGCAGACCCAUGAAGUCUAAGGGUUAUAUCCAUUGCUACUCAGAGUAGACCCACUGAAAAUAAUGGACUCUACUAACAGGUUCAUUAAUUUCCAUGGGUUUAUGCUAAGUAUUUGGAUAGAACACAGGAAUGAUGGCUGGCUGCUGAUGGGGAGGCGAAGGGGAAAGCAGGCAGAGGGGGAGGACAUGGAAUGGAGUGUUCUGGAAAAGGGCACGACUGGCUGGCUGGCUUGCAUUCUGAACAAGAGCGCUCCAGCUUGCGACGUUUUGUUCCCAAUCCUGCAGGGAACUGCAGGUGCAUAUUUACACAUGAACACUCCCUCCUACAAUAAUAAUAAUAAUAAUAAUAAUAAUAAUAAUAAUAAUAAUAAUAAUUUAUAACCCACCCAUCUGGCUGGGCCUCCCCAUUUACUCUGGGCAGCUUCCAACAAAACAUUAAAAUACAGUAAUGCAACAGACAUUAAAAGCUUCCCUAAACAGGGCUGCCUUCAGAUGUCUUUUAAAAGCCUGGUAGUUGUUCUUCUCUUUGACAUCUGGUGGGAGGGCGUUCCACAGGGCGGGUGCCACUACCGAGAAGGCCCUCUGCCUGGUUCCCUGUAACUUGGCUUCUCACAGUGAGGGAACCACCAGAAGGCCCUUGGAGCUGGACCUCAGUGUCCGGGCAGAACGAUGGGGGUAGAAACACUCCUUCAGAUAUACUAGAAUCUUAUUCCCACUUUAUUCUGCAAUGUAAGUAGACCAGACCAUCCCCAUGAAUGAAACGGUAGAAGGGACUGUAUCUCUAAAGGUGAAGAGCCAUGAGCAUCAAUAGCCUCCUCUGUGCUGGGGGGGAAAAGGAAGAUCCCAAAAGUAGCCAAAAUACCCACCUUAUAAGGAGCAAGCCUAUCACAACAGGGAGAGGGCUAGGCUGCAGCCUUUCUCUGUGGUGUGCUAGUUUCUACUUGAGGUUUUGUUUUGCUUCUCUUUGAGGGGCAUUCAGCAAUCAUGUUUUUAUUUUUUUUAAUAAGAUAUUUAUUGAGAUUUUCAAAAUGUUACAAAAUAAAAACAGAAAAAGAAAAAAGUACAAAAUAAAAAUGGUUAAAAACAACUCAAUCUUUCCAUUACUUAUUUUUCAUUAGCUUGUUUCCCGGACCUCCUCACGCCUCCCUUUUCUGUAUUCCAAUUCAGUUUGUUGGUUCAGCAAAUCCUUACCCUCUUUGUUUAUCCUAGUCUUUAAUCUUAAAAUAUUAUAACGUUAAAUUUUUACCUAUUAAUAAUCCAUUUUUCAUAUUCCCUUAUAGUAUUACAGCUGAAAACUGUAAAAACAUGUUUAUUUGCCUGACAUGCUGUGCAGUCCAUUCUGCUGCAUGCAUAGAAGGUCCAUCUCCAGUUCCAGGAGAUGCAGCGCAAGGCCAUAGGCUGAGGUAGGGGAGGAAAGUCAGAGGUGUGUGCAGGGAUCAUAUUUAUUCAUUCCCUCCCUCCCUGCUGCUAUGCAAGUAAGUAGCCCAUCAGCAGGGAGGGGAGGGAUUUUAACUGAGCCCUCUUUCAAACAUACUAGUUUACCUAAUGAGAACUCUCUCUCUCGCUCAUGCACCCCCCUCUCUCAAGUGGUACCCAUAUUUUUUGCUCUAUAAGAUGCAUCAGACCAUAAGACGCACCUAGUUUUUGGAGAAGGAAAACAAGGAAAAAAAUAUUCUGAAUCCCAGAAGCCGGAACAGCAAGAGGGAUCGCUGCGCAGCGAAAGCAGCGAUCCCUCUUGCUGUUCUGGCUUCUGGGAUAGCCUCACAGCCUGCAUUCGCUCCAUAAGACACACGCACAUUUCCCCUUACUUUUUAGGAGGGAAAAAGUGAGUCUUAUAGAGCAAAAAAUACGGUAUAUCCCAGAAUCUGCUUAACCUCCCCUGCCCACCUGUUUAAUUCGUAGAAUGGCUCUCUAAUUCGAAUGUGUGUUUGGAGGGUGGUAUAUAUAUAUCUUUAGAUCUGCAUAUGGAAAAUAAACAGAGCAAAAUAUGGUCCCUCCCAGAUGUUUUGGGCUACAACUACCUUCAGCCCCAGCUACCAUAGCCAAUAAUCAAGGAUGAUGGGAGUUGUCACCCAGAACAUCUAGAGGGCAAAGCAAUGGCUUUCCAUGUGUGUUUUUUUAAUUUAUUUGUAAUAUUUUAUUAAGGCUUUUUGCCAUUGAAUUGUUACUAUUAGCAGUGGUUGCUCUGAAUGUAGAGUCCCGAGCUGACCAAAGAAAGGCAGGGAGGUGCGCCCGAGUUUUUGCAUGUGGGGCGAAAUGCUGGAGCUGGAGGUGGGACUGCCCUGGCUGCUGCUGAGACGCCACCAGGCAGUAGGUCCACUGUGCUCCAAAUGAUCAUGCAGGGCCGGCCCUACGGUGAGGCAGAGUGAGGCAGCUGCAUCAGCUGCCCUGUUCACCUCUAGGCUAGCCUGCUGCCCUCAAGUGCCAUGGAAGACACUUUUAUCAGCACUGGAGUAAGAUUCAACUGCCAGCCCAAGUGGCUUCUGUAUGUUCCUUGUGGGAGGGCACCAUCCUGUCCCUCAGCUCAGGCAGCAAAAUGUCUUGAGCCAGCCCUCAAGAUGUAGCUCUGUUUGGAUGUUCAAAGCAUCAGGAAUCUCCAAGCUGAGGGAGGAGAAAGUUUGGGACAGCAGUAGUUGGGAGAACACCACAUGGACAAGGGGAAAUUAAAAGAGGAACCAGGGAUUCAUAAGCCACAUUAAGCCGGGGUGUGGAUGGACCCUAUGAUACCUCCCUUUCCCCCUCACCCAAAUUCCUGGAACCGUCUCCUUUGGGGUGGCGGAAUGCAGCAAAUGAAGACGCAGCUUUUAAAAAUAAAUGAGAAGAACUUAAUUGUUUUUUAAAUCCCUUCUAUACUGCUUUUCGUUUAUAAAGCAGUUCACAAUUUUUACAUGAAAACAAAUCAAUAAAUAACAACAAUUGAGCCAUCCAAAUAGUCAUUACACAUAAUUACAGCAAACACAGUAGCUGUAUAAAACAACAACAAACAAAGCAAAAUCCUCAGUGUCAGCAGUCAGGAGAUUCCAGGGCAAACAUCAAGGUCUUCAGCUGUCUGCAAAAGCAUCCCAUCACUGAGGAUUGCCUAAUCUGCAUAGGAAGCUAGUUCCAGAAAAUGGGAAAACCAAACCUUAGUAGACCAUGGUAUGAUCAGGAGGGCUCUCCCUGCAGAUCACAUGCCUGAUAAAUGCAAAAGAGGACAGAAGACCUACGGCUGCUCCAGCCUUUAAUUUUGCUUGUGAAACUGCUUGCCGUUUUGUGCAUGAAGGCUUUCAACCCACUGCUCAGGGGCACACUGUGGAUUCUAUUCCAACUUUUUACAUCCAAUCAUUUUUCCUAUAAUUGAUUUUUAUUCCAGACCUCGGGCUGGGGUGGCGGUGGGUUGGGGAGUCACCUGUCCAGCAAGUGUUUCUUAACGACUUCUUGGCUUGCCCGUGUGAUGAAGAACUUGCUUGCAUUCCUGUAGUAGUCCAUCCAUGGCCCCCCUUUUAGUGGAGGUGUAAGAAAAAUGGUUAUUUGGGGUCCCUGUUUUGAUGUGACCCUGACUUGAGUUGGAAAAGGCCUGUUCUCCUCCUCCUCUCCUCUGAUGAAAAGGACAAGAUAGUGGAGACAGCCACUGCCCGUGGCACAAUUGUACUUGUUCCUUUCAGAGAAGGAAUAUUGGUUGGUCUAGUUUUAAGAUGUGUACAUCACACUAGCUGUGUACAUGCCAUCAACUGACUUUAAUGGUGCACCUGGUUAUUUUGAUUGCUCCGUUCCAGUGCUGGAAGCACCUUAGAGGUAUGAACUACGCAGGGACUUUCUGAGCAUGUGCUGAUACUUCUUUUCUCUUCCCCACCCCCACUUUCAUUCCAACUGCAGAAAGGAGACGAACUGGAAGAAGGAGUGACGAGUGAAGGUAAACAAGCAAGCAUGCGGGAGGGGGAAAACACACACACAAACUCAAGUAAAAUUCUUGUAAGGCAGAAAGCCACCUGCAGGACUCUGUGUGUUGUGAUACCUUGGGAGCGCAGGAAAAAAGUUCAGAAUGUGGCAGGCAGGAUGGUCUUUAAAAGAACAAAUACUUCUUAGUUGUUUUAAGAAACAGUGUAUAACAGAAUGAAAAAUAAGCAAAAAAAGUUUUUUUUAACAAAUACGAAGUUGACAUCCAUGGCAGAGGUCGAUUGAUUCAGCUGGGAAAACUUGUCGGGACAAAUAUGUCUUAAAUGGUUUCUGAAAAGUGCAGAGAGCGAGCAGCUUCCUGUUCUCCAAAAAACGUGGCCAUGUGAGAUACCUGGCGUCGGCAGGAGGGAGGGCCUGUAGUGCCCUGCAUAUUUCCUUGCCGCUCCCUAAAAGUUAUGCAAAAUGGGAGACAUUUAAUACUUUCUGCAGUAUUCAGCUUUGGGGGCAGAUGGGGCUCGUCAGCCUGGGAAGGAAGCCUGUCUAGGAGAAGGAAAACUUUGAUCCUACGCCUCCACUGCCUUGCGGCUAUACUCAUUCGUGAGAAACCCCAAGAAAAAAAAUCCAUGCCUACUGCCUUGGAAGAUAUCUUCGAGAGAAGAAAAGGCUAAGGAGUAAACCCUACACAAUUAGGGAGUGGAGUGCCUAAGGCAGUUGAAUGGCAUCUCGUAUGCCUUCUUCCGUUAACUCCUGCAGCCAGUGCGGAGCCAGAUGUACUGCUCUGCUUUCCUUUGGACCACAUCAGCAAGGCCAAGAGGACCACAUCAGCAACCCAGGACCUUGCGCCCUGGGGCGGUCACUUUGGUGCUGCUGAUGCAGCAAAAACAGUGUAGGAGUCAGCAGAUACGAGUUACUGGUCUCUGCAGCCACAGCAGGCGCUGUGAUUCUUCUGCAGUUUGACUUCACCCCCAGAGGUGCACUUCAUUGUCUCUCGAGACAGGUUGAUGCCAAUAAGUUGGGGGCAGAAUUUUAUUUGAGGCAGAGAACACACAGACCAGGAUGCAUAAGAGCAUACUGUUUUGUGUUUGUUUGUGUGUGUGCACAAGCGGUCUUUCUUAGAAGCCAUUAUCAGGGCAAUCAUCCCUUGGAGUUCAAUCAAGCCCUUCUUGCAGAGAGCCAAUGGGCUCUGAUUUCUGACAAGGGAACAGUGGAUCACACCCCACCUUUUUUUAGGUAUCCCUGGCUACCCUGGUGCCCUCCAGGUAUUUUGGACUAGCAACUCCCUGUUGGAGUUCAUAGUCCACGUGCAGCUUGGCAAGUGAGCAGUUAGUGUUUUGACUACAGGCUAGGGAGACAGCAUGGGAGAAAUUUGCCUGGAGUAAUAGCUCGGUGAUUGGCUGAGGUCUCUCAUAUAGGCAGCAUGACCUAUGACAUUGUUUGGCUAGUUAGGAGUAUUCUGGAGUGCUUGGAGAGUGAUGACGUUCGUGUCUGUAUAUAGUAACUUGUAUAUAGCUUGUGAGUUUGCUGCCGUAUAUAUUAAACUACAAAAUCAAGUUACUAGUCGUCAGCUUUGUUGCUGAUCGUCAUCUUGACUGAGCAAUCUCGAUCGUUGCCUAGGAAAAGCUGCCCUACUCUGCUAAGUGGUGCAUCAUUGAAGAAGUUCAGAGUUGAAGAGACUGGUCCUAGUAGCAUGCAAAAGGACUUCAGAAAGUGUUCACAGGCUUCGGAGUUUUAACACUCCCAUCAUGCUGUGCUGGCUGGGACUGAUGGAAACUGUAGUGCAGAACAUCUGGAGAGCACCAGGUUGGCCAGGGAUGUUUUGGGGCAGCCUGAGGGCCACAUGCCCUUCUGGGUGACAGCAGUGGUGGGCAUGGGCAGAGGUAAAAGUGGGUAGAGCAAAGAAUGUGAAAGUGACCUUUUCCCAGUAGAUUCAUUUCAUACAUACAUGCACACCCCUUUCUGUCCUCCAUUCAGGCAAGCAGGAAGCAUAAUCAGAAUUCAAGGAAACAUGGCUGAGGCUUGGGAGGUCAGGGAGAGUUCUGAGGGCCCGAUAGAGAGCCUUUGGUCCCCCCAAGGCCUGAGGUUCUCCAUUUCUGCUUUAGGGCAUCUGCCGCAAGAGGCCCUUUUGCAAGGGGGGGCAGUUUUGCAGAGCUGCAUAGCCCCCGCAGGCAUCCUCGUGCCAUAGCUUGUGGCAAAGUUCCUUUAGCCCUAAAUCGCAACAUAAACUCUUUAUUAUGUUUAAAAAUCCUGCAGAGUUUGACAAAUUCCUAGAGGAGCGCGCCAAAGCUGCUGAAAGGAUCCCCAACCUGCCCUCGCCACCUCAGGAGGAGCCCACGCCACCGACGACGGCAAACCCCCCAAGUAAAAAGAAGCCGGAGCGCUCGGAAGAUGCCCUCUUUGCCCUGUGACGCUCCUUCCUCGGCUCUUCUUCCUCGUGUGCGUGUGUGGAGGAAGGCAACCGCGCAGUCCAGCGGCCUCCUCGUGCUCUCCAGCUAGCGACGAGCUCCCUUUGCCCCUCCUGGGUUCCAUAGAUGGCCUCUCGUACCUCUUGGAAGCGAUCCAGCCCGAAUAAGCUAACAUUUCACAGAGUAUUUACAUCCAGCCUUGUCACUUCUGUGGCUGUCCUUGGCCACUCGCUAAGCUCCUUCUCUCUCGCACCCACCCACCCACCCACCCACCCACCCAGGUCAAUACCAAGACCCUCUCUCUUUUUUAAUAAUAAUAAUAAUGCAUGAAUUCUUUCUCAUCUCACCUCCCCGCAAUCCUGGCAGACCCAGAACAGAGUUGUGCAGAGGGCAGUCUUGUCUUUGAUUUAAGCCAAAACCUCCUUUCUCCCACAAGCCAGUCCAAAGUGCAACAUCCUUGGUGCAUCUCUGAUAGUGGAUAAGUGUGUUUAGGUGCCUGUUUCUCAAGAACCGGCGUAGCCUUCCCAUAGGUUGAACACAAAAUCAAUUUAUCGUCUUGCUCCAGGCCCAGAAUUUGGUGCCAUGCGUUGCCUGUUCCCCCUCCCCAGCUAGGUUGUGGAUCUUUUUUGUGGGAUGUUUGUUUGGCUUUCUGCCCUAAGGUGGUCAACUGCAGUGAGGAUUGUGACCUGGCUCUGAUAGGUAGGCCGUGUUUCUUAGCGGGUACAGUGUCUCUACAAGGAAGAAGAAGCUCCCCUCCCCCCUCCCCCAAAAUGGGCAGUCUUUAAAGUAGUGUCUGUGUUUGCCAGGUGGACUCCUGGCACACACAUACCAAAGGCCUGCUUUGCAUGGGUGUAUGUGAGACGCACACACGCACGGACGCGGAGACAGGUUUAGAAUAGAUCCUCUGUCCUUGCCACAGAGCUUCAGAAAGCAGAGGUGUCACUGAGAAUCCUAGAAGUAUGAUCCGGCCACAGCUGGGCUGCUGUGCGCAUUGCAAGGAAGGUGCACUUUAAAUUUUGAAUGGAGAAGCUUCAAUGAGUAGCAAGAGACCGUGUGGUGCAUAGUCUGGAAUGACGACCCUUGUUGGCACAUCGGCUGCUGCGUUCUAAGUGAUGGCUUUCCCCGUCUUGUCUGCGUGCCCCUCUGCCUCCGCUAGCACCCCUGAAGUUGCUGUCAGGAUUUCCAGGCUGUGCCAAAUUCUCGACAGGGUACUUGUCUUUGGCUUCUCUGGCCUCCCAACAAAUCCCCUGCCAAGUGGAGUUAGAGAAGGUAGAAGUGACCCUUUUAGUAUAGGAGUUGAUCUUGCUUGCUGUUGCUUUGCUGGUCCAGCGCGACUGCCACUUCCUGGGCCUCCAUACGACUGGUAACUUGGGGUGAUGAACCUGUAUGGAUGUUUUGCCUGGCAGAGAGAGGUGCUCUGAGAUGGGAGCACCCCACGCGAUCCACUGACAAUUUAGUGUGUGGUUUCAACCUGUCCAAGGGUAUAAUGUAGGGUCUAUCCAGGAGGAAAGUAGCAACUGCCCCCUCCCUAGGAACACAUCACGUAUUUGUGCAAGAUUCAAUCAAACCAUGGGAGUUUCGUUCUGCUUUGUGGUGGAACUGUCUGUCAUAUAUGGUUCGACCUCCUGCCUUGCAGUUAGUUCUGCUGUUUUGAUCCCAGGUCCUAGUCUUGAUGUUUGACUUGGUCCACCCCCAUGCAGCAGAGUGAUGUGGUAGAGACCUAUGGUAGCUGAGUGGGCUGCACCACUUCCGCGUUUUAAAUAUUCCGUACAAAUCAAAAGCCAGCGCAGCAGGCAAAGGAGCGUGCUGGAAUCUUUACUUGUUACAGUGUUAGGUCUCUAUUUGCUAUGAAUGUUUACAAGGAGGAGUAUUCAAAAAGGGCCCUCUAACAGCCGCAGUCUGAAAUGAUACUGCCCCAUUCUGCUACCUCUUGCACCGUCCGCUCAGCAGAUGUAUGCUUUUAAAAGCUCAUGCAACCGGAAGCCCUGUUUUGGACGUGGCUGUUCGAUGAGUUGUCUGGCCCCAUGUCUAGUCUAGUUGGAUGGUGGUUUCUCCACCUGCUUGUGUGGAUAUUGUGGCACUACUCCUAAGCAAGAAUGUUUGGGUAACCUUUGUGUGUGUGUGUGUGUGUGUGUGUGUGUGUGUGUGUGUUGCAUGUUGACCUUCCAACGCUGUGAUCUGGCUUCCUGGCUACUUUAAGAAGGAGGACCAGGUCUCUAGCACAGGGCUCUGUCUCUAGCACGUAGAGUAGAAACCAGUUGUGUCCAUUCCAUUGCUUUGUAGUAGCUCAGCACUGGGGAACCUGUGACCCUCCAGAUGUGACUGAACUGGAGCUCCCAUUAUCCCUGAUCAUUGAGUGUGAGGGCUGGGGCUUACGGCAGUUGGAUUCCCAGCAACAGCUUGAAGGACACAGGUUCCCCAUCCCUGUUCCAGCCGCGUCGAGAUCCCUUUAGAGGUGGAUUUGUUGCAAGGAGAAGAAAAGCAGGCAGCCAUUGCCGGCUGUUUUCGCAAAGCGGAGAAGAAUCUCAUCCAGUCUAGGCUUGGUGAGAAAUGAAAUGACUUAUUAGUGUCAGAGAGAUGCGGACAUUUUUGCUUCCACCCUGCCUAGAUGCUCCCCAACAGGGGCAGUUCCUGCUGCAGGAGGAAGGUCCCUUGGCUCAAGAGCCCUCGGUUGUUCCCGCGACGACCCAGCUCUUUCGCCUGUAGCUAGAUGCCCUCGGAGCAAGUAAACUUAGGUUUCUGGCUAUGUCCUAGCACAGCCUUCCCACAACCUGGUGCUUUCCAGAGGUUUUGGACUGCAGCUCCCAGAACAUCUGGAGGGGCACCAGGUUGGUCUGCAGCACUCACCGAACACCUGCCAGAGCUAUUUUGGGAGUUUCCCUAGCGUCUCAUAUCCCAAUAACCUCCCAUUGCUUCCUUGUGACGCCCAAACUGGGAAGUUGAAAUUUAAAUAUAUUUCAUCCCUUUGUCCUUAUUUCCACAGGCCUUUCUGCCCUCAGUUUUACUUCCUUGCUAUCCAACCAUCUUCACCAUUGCCGUAUUCAUAGGGGUGAAGAGAGAAGGGGCUGUCUAUUGUAUUAGAGGCCAAAAGUGAGGGAAGGCUCUUGACCCCAGGUGGCAUAAUCCACAAGAAUGUGGGACUAUCCAUUAAAAAAAUAAAUCCCUUAUCUGUGUUAGGAAUCACUAAAUGACACUAAAUUAUUGUUGGGAUCCUUGCUCAAACACUAAUGAGGCCCUUCAUUUAGGCUUUGGAUAUUUAUUUUUGGCCUGAUCCUGUAGGAAGUUUCUUGGCAUCAUCUCCACUGAAGUGAGCGGGAACUUGUACGAGAAAAAUCCCUGCUGGAUUGGGACCUUAAUUGUUACCUCCCUUCACCUGUUCCUUUUUUUUUUUUUUUAAAGAAACACAUCUCCUACAGCAUCUUUAUCAACACCUCUGUGUUCUGAGGUGUCAGAACGAAGAAAACGAAUUGUUUCCGUUUAAAAUAUAUUCCAUGUGUGAGGAGGUGCAUAGCAUGUUCCUUCUCUACCACCAACCCCCCCUCCCCCCCGCUUUUAAAGUGUUAUGUGUAGAAUUCAAAUCUGUAUAAGACUGGUGCAAUAGCAAAACCUGUUACGAAUUCUUAGGCUAUGAAGAAAUUGUUAAAUAACCACGUGUGUGCUGGGGAGGAGAAAGCACCUUUAAAUUAUAACGAAGUUUCUUAGAAAUGGAAAGUGACCAUUUGGCCAUUGUCCUGGCCAUACAGCUGUGCAGUUGUCGCCAUCCUGGUUCCUUCCAGAUGUUUUGUACUGCAACUCCCACCACCCAUCUGGGUCUGAUGGAAGUUUUAGCCCAAAACAUCUGGAGCACACAAAGUUUCCAAAGACUGGCCUCCAGCACCUGUCUCUCUGUCCCUAUCUGCAUUAUACAUUUAAAGCCGUAUCAUAUCACUUUAAACAGUCAUGGCUUCCCUCAAAAAAUCUGGGAAGUGUAGCUUGUCCAGGGUGCUGAGAGGAGGUCCCUAUUUUUACAGAGCUAUGAUUCCCAGAGUUCCCUGGGAAGAAGGAAGGGUUGUUCAACCAAACUGGGAAUUGCAGCUUUGUGAGGGGAUCAGGGGUCUCGUAACACCUCUCAGCACCCUUAACAAACCUCAGUUCCCAGGAUUCUUGGGGGGAAGCCAUGACUGUUUAAAGUGGAAUGGCUGUGUUUUAAACUAAUAGUGUGGAUGGGGCCAUAGCCUUUGGGGGAAGACAGUGAAACCUUCCAGCUUCCAGGAAGAAUGGGAAAGAAUGAAACGGGGGCAAGGAGGCUUCCAGCCAUAGCAAGAAGACCACAUUCUUUCCCAUUCCCUAGUCGGAGACCUGCCUCUCUGGAGCAUUUGCUACCAGCUUCUGUUGGCCCAGACCUCAAGCCUGCUGUCCACAGCGCAAUGGCUCUCUGUAGCUGCUGCAUCUUGGUAAUCUGGAUAAGAAGAUACCCGUCCCGUUGACACUACUGUUACAGCAGGAGAAGCUGUGCCUGGUCUUUUCCUGUCACUCCCCAUCCCUGUCCUGUGAGGACAGGCAGAGGAGGAACAAGAGGGGUCCAGGGAUGGGGAAGCACUUUUUCCUUUGUAAAAGAAGGUUGCUGGGGUUCUAGUUCGCUGCCAGCCCUUCAUCUGGGUGGUGGCUGGCAGAUCAGUGAAGAAAGUGUCCCCAACACAGGAUAUGGGGAUAUUUUAAACCUUUUCAUUGCACUUUCCCCCUGCACAGACAAAAGAACGCCAGAGCUGCCUCAGCGCUCACUUCUGGCAGUCUAGCAUGCAUCGAACCUUCAUUCGGUUUAGCAUUUCCCAACCUGGAACCUUCCAGAUGUUUCAAACUACGUUGCCUCCAACCGGCUGGGGCUGAUGGGAGUUGUCGUCUAAAACUGGGGAAAGUCUGAUUCAGUCCCUGUGAGGAUCAAAGAGAGGUGAAAGCAUAUUCUACUGGUACUUACUGUCAGGAUAAGAAGGACUGGUGCAGGGCAUGGGAUUCCCCUGGUUAAUGGCCUAUUGACCCCACAAACUUUAAACCUUUGACUCUGUUUUUGUGUCUCCCGCCCAAAUGAUCUCUGGGAAAUGCCUGUCUGCAAAGAGGUGAGAUGCAUUUAGCACAAUUCAUGGCACUCUCCCAACGCAACAGUUCCCAGGGCUCUUUUUUUUGCAGGAGGGGGGGUGCAGAUCAUAAACGAUGGUUUUUGUAGGUUGAAGCGGUCUCAAUCCAGUUUAAAAUGUCUCACGUGGAUAGGUGAGCUUGCCACUAAACCACAACUCCCAUCAUCCCUGACCAUUGGCCAUACUGGCUGAGGCUGUUGGGAGUCCCGGCAACGCCUGACGUUGCCACAGGUUCCCGAUUCUUAAACAGAAGUGAGGAACUUGGGUGUUUAUUUGAGCCAUCUUUUCAGGCUUAGCCUGGAAAACAAGCUUAACAUGGUCUCAUGACCUUUCAGGAGAGCACAGAAGGUAUGGAGGAAGUAUGGACCCAAUUCUUUGCUCAACCCUCUGGUGUUAAAUACUGACUUUAAAGUUAAUAGCUGCAGCCAUAGAAGCAUCAACACAGGGCGGCCUUGGAUGAAUGGCAGCUGCAGGAUAGCAGUCGAGAAUUGGGCCCUUUUAAUUAUCCAGCAUCUGGCGUGAACACUUGGCCUCCACCCUGCUUUGAUACCUACAGAAGUAUGGACCACACCUGAAUUUGUGAUCCCACAACACCCUUUUAUAAUCUCACAGGAAGUGGCUUGUUUAGAAAUGUCCAAAUCUUCUGUACAGUCCUUUUGAAUCUUAGGCAUGCAGUGACGGAACCUGCUAACUAUUUGGAUUUUAAAACAAACAAAACACCAAUCCUGGCCUUUUGUGGUCCUGGUUCCUCAUAUAACCCCACACUCUGUUUCCUGCUCUUAUUUCUCCAUAGCAAGCAAAUGCUUCUACAGAACUUCCUUAUUCAGUGGGGUUCCUCUGCCCUCCGAGAAAAUUAGAAUGAGCUCCCCCCCCCCCACGUCUGCUAACUGUUGCAAUAGCAUCACCCCACCGUAACCUGUGUCAUAGUGUCUCCAUCUGUAUAUUUUUUUAAAAGCUCUAGGCGUGUCCAGAUUAAAAGUGGAUAAUAUUUAUUUACUGAAAAUAUUUGUUUGUUUUGUUUGUUUGGGGGAGAAGGUUGGUGGGCAGGGAAAGGGAAUUAAUUGUUUUUUAAAAAUGUAAAGACAGCUAUGUAAAAAUUAAUUCUUUAAAUGCCUUUAAAACUAUCCUGGCUUCUCUCUCUCUUUCCUUUUUAGUGACGGUGUUCUUUGUGUGAGCGAAAACCUGCUACACGGUUUUUGCAUCAGGAUGUAUUAAUUAACCUGCUGUCACUUAACUCUUGUCUGUCCGUCGGUCUCUGUACAUUUUUUUUCCUCCUUUCAUUCUUGCAUGUGAAAUACUCCAAUAAAAUACCGUUAGUGCAAACCUGUACAGCGAUAACGACUAG